AUGGACAAAUUUGGCUCACAAAACCUUUGCUUAGUUAAAAUCUUCUUUAAUCAGGCUCCUAUUCUAAUACAACUUGACACUGUUAAGGCGUUCUUCUUUGAGGUGGAUGCCUCCAAUAUCACUUUCAGUGGCAUUUUAUCACAAAGAGGCAAGAAGAAUCAAAAAGCUGAUGCCCUGUUCACGAUGUAUGAGGAACCAAACCAAGGAACUGACCUUCAGAAUACCUUCUUACCUACACAUCAAUUCCUUGCUGUGAGUUUGUCUCUCUUAGAUCAUAGCAAAGGUGUAGAUAUUCCACCACUUUUUUAUUCUCUGCUUGCCAAACAUUAAAUAUGGUACCAUGAUUCUCAAGUUUAUGUCCGUCCAUGCUAGCAGCCAGAAAUCCUUAGCCUGUUCCACAAUACCCUUCUGGCAGGCCAUGAUGGGAUUACACAGACAUUAGAAGGGAUCCAUCACUACUUUUGGUGGCACACUCUCAAAUGUGAGGUCUGUGCUCAAAACAAGACUCCAAGAACUAAACCGGUUAGUCUCCUCCAGCCUUCAUCUGUGUCAACGGUUUCUUGGUCAGGUAUUGCUAUAGAUUUCAUCCUGGAACUACCACAAUCGCAUAAACAAGAUACCAUUCUGGUCAUCAUGGAUAAGUUCGUGAAGAUGGCUCACUUUGUACCCACCAAUGGUCUUCCUACGGCAGCCAAGAAAACUUUCUUGUUCUUACAUGAAGUCUACCAUCUACACAGCACUCCACGAUCCAUCAUCAUCGACUGAGACUCUCCCUUCACAUCUUGUUUCUGGUCUCAUUUCUGUCGACAUCUUAGAAUCCAAAGUUAUCCAUCUUUGACAUACCACCCCUAGACUAACAGUCAAAUGGAAGGCACUAAUUAGACCUUAGAACAAUACCUCUAUUGUUUUACCACCUAUUUACAAGAUAAUUGUUUGCCACUGCUUUCCAAUGCAGAAUGUUUGUAGAACAAUAAUAUACACCAAUCAAAUAAGUGCUAUCCAUUUGUUGCUAAUUAUGGUUAUCACCCCAAUGGCCUUCCUGACUUACCCUGUCCUACCACUGUAUCUGAUGUAGCUCAACAGUUGAAUAAGCUCAGACAAGACAUCUACUGCGUCAAAUCAUGGUGGCUGUGCAACAAGAUUACAAAGGACCAACUGCUCGACACCAAAUGGCACCUUUCUAUGUGUCUGGAGAGAAGAUUUGCCUGUCCACACACAACAUUUUUGAGCCAGCUCUUAUGGGGAUUUGUGCUUUGCCCUCCCUGGUUCCUGCCCUUCCUUCAGUAUUAUGACUUCCUGGCUUUUGACCUUUGGCUUUGUCUGAUUGUGAUGCUAGCCUACUCCCAUAUUGUCUUCUAUUUCUUCUAUAUUAAAGGCCCCCGAGCCCCAUCAGUCCUUCAUGGCACUCCAUGUGCAUCUAAGGGCCGUGACUGUAAGGAGUUUGCUGUUCCGCUGCAAUUGAGUUCAUCCCUAAAACAAACUAACUGGUAGGUUGUUACAGACGGCAAUGAGUCUAGGCACCGAAGCAGCAAAGUGUCCUUUAAAAGUAAUUCUGUGCAAUGUGAGUUAUUCACUAAAGGAUUACAACAAGCACCAGGACCACUUUAGUAAUAUGGAAUGUUCUUGGUGCAUGAAUUCUGUAUGUUCAGCGAUUAGCUGUAAAAACGCUGCACAUACUGAGUUUAACCACUUUGCAGCAAUGCUUUUCUACAGGGACAGCCUAAUGCGCUUGUGGCAGUUGCCACAAAUGCACAUUAUUCCCCUUGAUGACAUAGAAGGAGGCAGAGUACCGAUGGAGUACAGAAAGGUUUUUUUUUAACACUGUCAAUGCCUGGGGCAUGUGGGAGUGGGGGCAGAGGAAACUAUAGUGUAAGGCAAGGGUUCACAAUUAUUUUCUUACAUACCAACAUUGUGGAACCCCCACCAAAAUUUGCGCCAUAGCGUAAACCUGUUUUAUGGUAUUUAUAUAUAUAUACUCAUUUACUCAUUUCUACAGAUAGUAAACAGAUUGUAGUACUUAGGAGCAGAUGUGCUUUUGUUUGUAGAAUUGGCAUUUAUAUAUAAUUUUUUCAUUUUAAUACAGGGGUGUGUUUGUAUGUAAUGUUUGCAUUUGCGUGCAGGGGUGUGUUUAGAUGUAGUGUUGGCUUUUAAAUGUGGCUGUACAUUUGUGUGUAGCAUUAGUGUUUGAGUGAAGGGUAUGAGUAUGAGUGUUUGUACAUAAAUUUGGAGAUUUAAUUCAGGGGUGUUUUUGUAUGUCAUGUUUGUGUUUGUAUUGGUGUCUUUGCAUGUUGUGUUGGUGUUUGAUUGCAGGCAUGUAUGCACAUACACUGUACCACAUACAUACAUACGCAGAUAUACAUACACAUUAACACACAUACACACACAUAUAAACACAAUGACACAUACACACACACUCAGAUACACACAGUGAGACAUACACACACCCCGACACACAGAUAUACACACUGGCACAUACACACACAACAAUACACACAUACAAACAUAUAUACACACACACAGAUACACACACUUGCACAUAUACACACACUCAGAUACACACAGUGACACAUACACACACAUUGACACAAAGAUACACAUACUGGCACAUACUGAGAUAUACACACAUACACGGACACACACAGAUACACUCAGUGACACAAACACCUUGAUACACAUACUGACACACACACAAUCUGACAUACAUGUCGUUUUUAUAUUUGCAGCCACCCUCCUGGUAGCUAACCUGUUGUUUCCAGGAGUGUGGCUUGCUUGGGUUCCUGGUGAUGUUGGCUGAGGCUAAUUGGAGUAAGUAUGCAGCUAACUGCCUUUUCAGACCCUUUAAUUUUUUUAAACACUGCCUUUUCAGACCUUUUAUUUUUUUCUCCUACUAUUACUCUUUUGCCUUUUUGUUUUAUGAAAGCAUUCAGCAGUAACAUCAUUGAGGAUACAAAAAAGUGCAAAAAUCAAGAGAAAUAAAUUGCGGCAAAAAUUAUUAGAUUAUUUGGGGCACUAUUUUCUUUUUCAUGUUUUUUUUGAAAAAAAUUUUUAUAGGGACUUAAUUUAUAGAUGCCUUUAUAGUAUGUAUAGGAGAUUAUAUUUGGGGUGUAUAGGAUUUACAUGUCUCGUAGUCUACCUUUGGAUUUUCUAUUGAUAUACUAUGAUGAUUGUUGUGCUGUACUGUUUUUGUAUUCUAUUACAUGUAUACUAUUGGUUAUAUACUUGAUGUGUUUUAUAUAGUGCAUAAUAAUAACAAAAAACAGAGCAAUUUGCUAUCACUGUUAGAGUGGCGGAUUUACCGUGACAGGGGAAAGUGCUCCUUUUUUUUUUUUGUUUUAACGCGCCAAAAAAAAAAGAGAAAUUCAAAUUGUGAAUGUACCUUUCUGUUCUAGUGAUAUUAUUAGUUUAUGUUGUGAAUGUCAUAAAUGUAAAAAUAUAUUUAGAAAUCUUAUGACUGACAGCCAAUUUCUAUUGUAAUCUGAAAAGCAGAGGACACGGAGGACAAACUCUUCGCAUGAAUGGGUAUCAGCUCCAGGCUGGAGUGUCCCUUUAAGGCAGGCUUCCCCAAACUCUGGCCCUCCAGAUGUUGCUGAACUACAACUCCCAUGAUUCUAUGAAUGAAACAGACAGGCUGAGCAUCAUGGGAGUUGUAGUCCAGCAACAUCUGGAGGGCCGGAGUUUGGGGGGUGGGGAGAGCCUGCUUUAAGGUGUUUACGUGUCCCUUUAAAUGUAUCAGGAGCUGUUAUUCCCUAUCUUUCCUGUGGUGCAGCCACAUCCCUCCCCCUGGGGCUCCGCGCCCCACACGUUUCCAUGGUUACCACCCUCCCUGCCCUCAGCACCUAUACCGCCCACACCCUGCCAACAGCUCAGUAACAAGCCUCCUGUAAGCCACGCCCCUACGAGCCUGCACGAACGCGACGUCACUAGUGGGCGGUGUCUUGUUAUGGGCGAGCCCGGCCCCGCCCCUUUCCUAGCCCCAGGGGCAUUCUAUAUUGCAAGCUCCAUCUUGGCAGAGCCUGUCUCCGGAGCCUCGUCCUUGCAUUGCGGCAACUGUCAGUGACGCACGACACCCCACCAGGUGAGGUUCCCCCCACUCUCCCUCUGCGGGUCCGCUUCUGAUAUAAAAUUAGUUCGGGGGAUAGGGGGGUACUGCCAGCCCUCUGUAUCCGCCUAUUAGCUUACUGCAGAGCCUGACCCAUAGCUAGACACCUUUUACUUUAUCGAACUACAACUCCCAUGAUGCUCUCCCAGCCAGAGUAGUGCAUUAUGGGAGUAGUACUUUUACAGCAGUUGUGGGUAUAACUUUUUGGCCUGACUUGGCUUUGGUCUGAUCCACUGUGAUGGUGACAGGAGUGUGAAGGCAACUUUACUGCCCUUUUUUACUUCUAUAACUACAACUCCCAUGAUGCCUCUUCCUCAAGACAGGGAGCAGAGCAUCAAGGGAAAUGUAGUUCUGUUGUGUAACUUUUUUUGGCUAGCCCAUGUCCAGUGUGACCCACUGUAGUGCAGGAAAGAAGAAGUGAGAUUCUAGCUUUAUCUGGUUUGCUGUUUUCAGAUAGAUCUCCAGAACAGUUUUAGUUUAACAUUCCUAUUUUUUGUUUUUACUGCAUUUCUGCCUGGAUAUCAAAGGAAAUGUAAUUUACAACAGCCAGUGGUUAAUUUAAGGGGGGGUCAAAAGACAGCCUACCUACCAUCUGGUAUAAAACUACAGAUACCUAGUCUGCCUGUAUUUCAUUAUUAUAGUUGCUAAUAAUUAUUAUUUUUAGCAAUUGUUCCAACUUAUUCUGCAGCGGCUUACAAUUGGAGGAAUACAGGAGAUACACAUACCAUUAUCAUUAGUAUUUCUAUAGAACCACCAUAUUACUCGGCUCUUUACAAUUUAUAUAGUGGGGCUAUUAUAACAAGUAAUUGAUAGGCAAAACCAUGUUGACAGACUCUGGGUGUGAAGAGAACAGAAUGGAAAGAUUAACAAAAGAACAUGGCGCAAUUGUAAAUUGAGCAAUUCCUGCGCUUUUAUACAAAGUACUUAGAUGGCUUGUGAGCUUACAAUCUAAAAUAGGUUGCAAGGGGUAUUUUGAAGGUGAUGACCAUAGAUUAGAGGGCAUAUGCAAAUACCAUGUUAACCAUGUUAAAUCUAGGAAUAGUAGCUGGAGAUUGACUCUCAUUCCUACCCAGUGUUUGUGUUGGCCAAUAUUAUGUCAUGUUCAGUAUCCUGUUGUAAAAAGUGGAGGGAGUUGCAGCGUUAAGUGUGUGCAAUAGUUGUCAGGGUUUCCGUCAGAUUAUUUCCAGUCAUGCCUAACCACACCCAAAAGGUUAUAUGGAUUCCCCUAGGGUGGAUUGAGGUUGUCGAACGUAUUUCUGUGUGUCUGCUCUUUGCAAUUACAGCCCCUAUUAUUAUUAUUAAUUUUUUUUUUGCAUUUAUAUCAUAAAUUGAUGAUAUGCACUGCAGACAUGAAUGUUGUUUAUUCACUUAAAUGAAAUGUGAAGAAUUGAUGAGAACUAUGAAAUUUAGGAAAACCAUAACAAGGCUAAAAAAUAGCCAAUCUUGGGAAUGUCUUUUUUUUUUUUUUUUUUCACACUGGUUAUUUUGGCAUGCGAUAUGUAAAUGUAUAAUGAAUGAGAAGAUUAACUCCUGUCACCUUUUUGUGAUUCUAUUUAAUUCCUCUUAAACUCAUGUGAAUUAGCACUGCAUGUUUAUUACAGUAUAUAAAUGUAUAAAUACAUUCUUCUGUUUGACUUUUAGGUUCUACUCUGACUCUAAACAAAUACAUUGCCAUGGCAUUUGAUAACUCACACAUGUACCUUUUUUCUGCAUAUCACAAAUAACCUUAAUUACCUUGUUUUUCCGUUUCUCUUUUUCAUUAAGCUUUAACAUCUAUUCUUUGAUUUUAGCACAAACAAUUGGCUACUUAAGUUUGCUAUUCGUUAUGGUUAUUUUUGUGUUUUUUCAGUAAGGUGGUCCUCUAGUUUAAAACCUGUAUUGUAAAACAUUGCCAUUUAAUAGAUACAGUAAUGCUUACACUGCAGAGUUAAAGCGGUUUUGUCAGCCCCUCCUCUAAAAUGAGUAUUUCAUAAAGAUGGAAUCUUUAUGAAAUACUCAUAUUGACUAUGCUGCUGUUCCACAUAUAUUCUAACACAGUCAAAAAAUAUACUGAGACAAAUUAGGACUGCUUUGUCUCUUUUUCCUCCAUUUCACAAAAGGCAGGGCUACCUUUUGUCAAGCUUGUUGUCAUAUCCCUUAGCUGGUCUUAACAGGCUUAACCUUAACCUGCCUCUUGUGCCUCUAGUAGUUGUCCAUAUGAAAGUCACAACCACACAAAUAGUGUAGUAAAACUCCAUUAUUUCUAUUAGAUGGCCUCAGAGAUGCAGUUUGGUUGUUGCAGUUCUGUCUUUCAGCACAUGUGCACUGGCCUUUCAGUACUUUUCUAGGGGGAAAACAUUGGAUUGGCUGAACCCCGCAAUCUCGAUGUUUCUCAGCCAAGAAGGUGGGACCAGCUGCUGAUAGUGCAGCGUGGGAUGCAAGGUGAGUUAACUUAAAGGGACACUGUAGUCACUAUAACCAUUUCUUCUCUUUGAAUUGGUUAUAGUGCCUGGAGUGCCCUGGCACUGCCCGUCCAUUCAAUGUUGUACAAUGUUUGUGCCGUAUGCCACAAAAUAAUAGUCCCUGGCCACCCACAGUCCCGCCCCUUAUUUAUGUGUAGCUAAGGCAGAGAUUACACUUCCUUGUUGUCAUACACAUUCAUACCGUCAGUUGGAGCUCUGACAGGCUAAAAGCAGUCAGCUGACACUCUCAGCCAAUCACAGCUGCCCAUUGCUGCUCAGGCUAAUACUUCCUUAUUAGCCAAAGAGGGGAUGGACUGCCAGGGACUCUUGUUUAGCAUUAAAGGACCACUCUAGGCACCCAGACCACUUCAGCUUAAUGAGGUGGUCUGGGUGCCAGGUCCAGCUAGGGCUAACCCAUUUUUUAAUAAACAUAGCAGUUUCAGAGAAACUGUUAUGUUUAUUAAUGGGUUAAGCCUUCCCCCAAAGCCUCUAGUGGCUGUCUCAUUGACGGCCACUAGAGGCGCUUGCGUGCUUCUCACUGUGAUUUUCACAGUGAGAGCACGCCAGCGUCCAUAGGAAAACAUUGUAAAUUGCUCUUGCCGCGCGUGCGCUUUCAGCCGACGGGGCGGAACGGAGGAGGAGAGAAGGAGGAGAGCUCUCCGCCCAGCGCUGGAAAAAGGUAAGUUGAAACCCCUUUUCCAGAGCCGGGCGGGAGGGGGUCCUUGAGGGUGGGGGCACCCUCAGGGCACUAUAGUGCCAGGAAAACGAGUAUGUUUUCCUGGCACUAUAGUGGUCCUUUAAAACAUUAAAAACUGUUUAAUGCUGAAAGAAAUGAUGGUACCAGGGGACUCCAGACACUAUAACAAGUUUUAAUGAAAUGAAGCAUAUACAGUGCCAACGGUGUCCCUUUAACUCUCAUGGGUAAGGCCAAGUCACCUAAAUGGUGACUAAGACACUAUGCUGUUAGGAAUACACAUUGGUAUUCUUGACACUGUAGUGUUCCUUUUAAAUAUGCUUUUAAUGGCUGUUUUCCAGAGUCUAGCUUAGUUCUCACAGCUAACAUCCAUUUCAUUGGAAGAGUAUAGCACUGGAAUUGCAUGUGCUUUUUGUCCCCAAUGCUCCUCUAUGAGGGCAGUGAUACCUCAAAGCAGAAGUGCAGUGGAGGUAACCACCACCCCUUUAAUUUCUUCACUGCAUAAUUCUCCUCAGUAUUUGCUGAGAUGCUAUUUACUAGGGUGAAGGAAUGAGGAGUGGAAGUUUCUUGUCCCUUCACCCAGGCAAACACUGUUGAAGCACUUGCUAGAGUUAAUGCUGCAGCGGAGGCAAGUUAAAAACACAUUGCCAUCACUGCAGUUCAGGGUGAUGUCAAUGUCCCAUGAUGCUCUGAUCUGCACUGAAAUGCUGCAUGAGUUCAUAUGUGCUCAAACACUUCUAUAGUGUCAUGUGUAUACGUGUCCUUUAGUACAGCAUUUUGAUGGUUUAGACUAAUUUGCAUGGAGGCUGUGCUGGAACAGCAAGGCAAGUUUUGUUUGUGUAUGUAGAUCUAGAGAGAGAAUUACUGAAAAUCGAUGUCACAACCCAUAGUUAAAUUAUGCAAUAAUCUCUAAUGAUGGUGUUUUAAUAAGGACAAUACUAUUCCAGAUUGGCAAGGAAAAAAAAACCAUACAUUGCAAUAUGUUAAAGGAACACAAACAUGUAUUCCUGACCCUAUAGUGUUAAAACCACCAUUUAGGUGACUUACCCCCUUAAAAGGUAAGAAAACUUACCUUAUUUCGCACCCGAUCCCCAUCCUUGGAUGACAUCAUCAGAAUUCAUGAUUUUCAACAAUCCAAUACUUUCCUAUAGGAAAAGCAUUGAAUUAGCUGAGAUCUUUAAGGAGGUGGGGCAGGGGAGGAGGCCAAACACCAGCUUGGCCAAUCAACAUCUCAGCAUAGAGAUGCAUUAAAUCAGUGCAUCUCUAUGAGGAAAGUUCAGUGUCUUGAUGCAUGCAGAGCGUGGAGACGCUGAACGUAAGUGCUGCACACUGAGCAACACUGCCCCAGGAAGCACCUCCAGUGGCCAUUGGAGGUGCCCUGAUGGAGCUGCAGCUCCAGGCCCAUGCCCAUGGAAUAGGCCCAUUGCUAAAAAAAAAAAAAAAAAGUAAUUAAAGGACCACUAUAGUGCCAGGAAAACAUACUCAGUUUUCCUGGCUCUAUAGGGUCCUUGCGUCCCCCUCACCCUCGGGCGCCCCAUCCUGCCGGGCCCUAGGGUGAGGAAGGGGUUAAUCCCUUACCUUUUUUUACAGCACCGGGCUCCCUCGGCGCUGGGGACUCUCCUCCUCCUUUCCCUGUCAUCGGCUGAAUGCAUGAGCCGGGCGCACAUUCAGCCAGUCCAUAGGAAAGCAUUCUCAAUGCUUUCCUAUGGACGCUGGCAUCUUCUCACUGUGAAAAUCACAGUGAGACGCGCGGAACCACCUCUAGCGGCUGUCAGUGAGACAGCCACUAGAGGCUGGAUUAACCCUAAAGUAAACAUAGCAGUUUUUCUGAAACUAUGUUGACAGCAGAAAGGGUUAAUCCUAGAUGGACCUGGCACCCAGACCACUUCAUUAAGCUGAAGUGGUCUGGGUGCCUAUAGUGGUCCUUUAAUCAAUAAGUAUUUAUAAUAUAUUUUUUUGUAUUUUACUACUCGUCACAUGUGGAUGUAGGGAAACAAAGCUUGUGUGGACUGGCUGACAUAAGGUAAAGCUGACUUUGCGCACUAUGCAUAUGCUCUUGCUGCUUCAGUUUUUCUAACUCCGUGGCAUGUUCCCUUUCUUUUACACUCACUAGAUACACAUUUUCUCUGUCCCAGACUGUGUAACAGGAGUUUCUGCCUGCUAGUAAGAAGAGGAGUGGACGAGUGCUAGGGGAAAGUCCUUAGAAAGUGUGGAGUGAGCACACCUUUAUACGCAUUUAUGCCGAGCUCAGGGUGCUGUCUGCAUAGUAUGGCCAUGAUUGGCAGGCAGUCCCUGUGAUUGUCUAUAUCAGAGAAUUGGGCAUCCCAGGUGUCCGAUCUACAUUCACCAUUUUUGCCAAGUCAACCUUGCAGUGAAAUGUCUGGGGUGCAAACUGUAGACCUCAUUGGUCUAUGCUCUAUAUAAUGACUUUCAUUCCUACUAAAGAAUUUUAACCUUUUAAUAAAUAAUUUUCUCUGUUUCAGACAGUCUUUUUUACAUAUUUUGACUACCCUGCAUUUAUCACUUUAUUGUUCAUGUGUAUGCCCCCUAUCCUAGAAUGCUGAUGUAUAUUGAUUCCUCUGUAGCUAUAUACCUGCUAGUUCUACAAGUACAAUAUGCAUUUAUUAUUUAUAAAGCACCAGCAAAUUCCAUGGUGCUGUACAAUGGGUGGACUAACACACACAUUCCAUUGUAUUUUAAUGUGAAAUGUCAUGAAAUCACUGGGGUGUUUGUGUUUUGUGGUCUUUUCCUUUUCCCUCCCUUCCAUUUUAUUUUAUUUUACUCCCGGGAGUUCUUACGCCGGGAAGGUUGCUUUUUGUUCCCACAGCCAAGAUGGAACCAACCCACUAAAUUGCUCUAUGCACAAUGGGUAAAAUUUAACUGGUGCUUCCCACUCCUGGAAAAGGAGUUCUGUAAAGAUGAACCACAGGUAGUCACCUGCAGCUGCUAAUCCUCUGUUAGAAUAUGAUUGCUAAUCCUCUGCUAGAAUAUGAUUGCUAAUCCUCUGCUAGAAUAUGAUUGUGUCAUGAGUAGACGGCUGCAGGGCUACGUACCCUCUCUUUACCUUUAAAGGAGAACAGUAACUUUUUUAAAAACUAAAAUUAAUGCUCUUCCCACCCUCCCCAUGCGGUAUGUAAUGUUGUGGAUGUUUGGGGACAUUUUGCUGCAGUUUUCUUCUUACCUGGGUCCUUGGUGGGCCCAGAGCAUCAUGGAAUGGCCAGUGACAAGCAUCAGAAUCUGGCAUCUGGUCCCAAAGUGAAGUAAAAAGCAAGGUUUAGCUGUCUUGCUACCCUGAUUGAGAUCAGUAAGAUUGAUGAUUUAAUGGGUGGUAAAUCACUGCACCAAUCAAAUACUGUCCUGGAGCAACAUUUGAUUGAGGACCCUGUUUGACUUUUUGCAUGGGGAAGACAGCCACUAGAGCAGUGAAAUUGCAAAACUGCUGUUUUACGAUGCAGGGGUAACACUCUAGUUGAAGUGGUGGGUGUCUUCAGUUGUCCCUUCAUUUUAUUUUCACACCUCAAAUACAUAUGUUAAAUAUAGGGAUCAUUAAACCUAUUAAAAUCAGUGAUAUGUGCACAGUUGUCUGAUUUAAAAAUGGCAUGUUGCUUUUUAAAGAAAAUGGUCGAACUGCUUAUUUAGGGAUGUUGAGGGAACUUUGCAUACUAUUCAAAUGAUGACGUGCUGUAACAUAAUCCUUUGAAUGUCUCAUUUCAUAUUCCAACAAUUUGCAGUGAGGAUGAAAAAACAAACUGUAGCCAGUCUUUGCUUUAAUUAGCUUGAAAUCUCUAAUCUAAUCAUCUUUAAAAGCUGGUUCCUGGAGAGGGGGAAGUGCAAAGAAUGCACAAGUCAAUAGAACUGUUCUUGUCUUUUCUUUUUGGUGGUUGGGGGAAGGAGGAUAAUGAAAGUAGAAUGGGACAUGUUUAAAGGGGCACUAUAGGCACGGAGUCCACUUCAGCUCAUUGAAGUGGUCUGGGUGCAAUGUCCCUGUCCCCCUUAUUCCUACAAUGUAAAUUGUUGCAGUUUUAGAGAAAAUGCAAUAAUUACAUUACAGAAACAAGACUGCCUCUAUUGGCUGUCCAUCAGUAGAUUGGAUCCCACAUUGUAAUUGUGAAGUGUGUACUGGUAUGCAAGAGGUGGCUACUGCUGGAGAAAUGUUUUUGUUUUGUAGCUGACUGAGCAUCAUGGUAGGGGGUGUUGGAAUGCCAAAGGUGAGGCGGCAUGUAUGUGUUUUGUAUCAACAAGCAAGAGAAUAUUGUGUGUGUGUGUGUUGUCCGGUAAUCUAAAUUUCACUCCUUCUUUCUCAAGUUUAUUAUGAGAUCCGCCUGGUCUACACUGGUGUUUUACAGCACAGAGCUGUUAUUUUAGUUUGUUCAAAAUGAGAAUAAUUUGUUGUUGUUUUCAUAGACCCUGAAUAGUCACAUCAAUAGAAUAUUAUUUAGAAUCCACAUAUUUAUAGUUUUAAAGCACCAUUUUAAAACUCAACUGAACUGUUCAUUUGAUUAGCAGUAUCUUUCUAUUAUUGGUAUCUGCCAAACUUGGACACAAGCAGGCAAUGUGUUGUAUCUCCAUUCUGUAAUUGUGUGCACUAGAAAACUGGCCCGCAACUAUUUAUAGAACCAUGAUGAACCCGCAAGAAAUUUCAAUGUGUUUUGCAGUGAGAGAUAUAAAUAGAUAAAGGAUUUGCAAUGUAGGGGUCUGGAUCAAGUUCUGUUCCUUAAAGGACUCCAGACCCAUCUCAACAAAGUGGUUUAGCACCAUUGGCCUUGCCAUUUUAGUCCUGCAAUGUAAAACAUUGCCAUUUUGUAGAUACGGCAAUGUUUGAUUGCAGAGCUAAACACAACUGACAUCCACUAGAGCAGUGGUUCUCAACCCAGUCCUCAAGUCCAGGAUUUAGGGAUUACCCAGUUGUGUCUAACCUGGACUGGUAGGGGGUACUUGAGGCCUGGUUUGGGAACCCCUACACUAGAGGGAGCUUCCGAUGAUACAACAAAGUUAGACUCUGGUAUGUUACAUUCAACGUCCUCGCACAUUGUAUGAGGACAUUGAACGUUCUCUAAUGCUGAUCAUAGGGAAGUCCAAAACAUCUGCAGUGCUGACGGUUGCUUAUCCCUGGUACAGACUGCAGAGCAAGCAUGUCAAACUCGUAGCCCACAAGGGACAUCUUUGCGGCCCGGCGAGCCGCGAGUACAUGCUCGGUGUUAUAGCAGAGUAGGCACCUCCUUUCCCCACAUUGCAGGUGCCUACUCUAAAACUUACCCGGCCGGGGAGGAGGGCCAGCAAGGGAGCUCAGUGUUACUGCUCCUCACUGCUCCCUCGCGCGCGCCGUUUGUAGUGAAGCCUGGCGCUGGAAUAUAACAUCAUAUUCCGGCACCCGGCAUCACUAAACCGCGCAAGGGAGCAUAUAGGACGCCAGGGAGAUGUCCCACAUCAGCUCCAAAAGGUAGGGAGCAAUAAAGUAGUGUUUGUGUCUGUCUGGUUUAGUGUUGCAUUGGCUGCGACAGUGGAGUACCUGGAGGUGCAUGGAGGCAUGCAAUGCCAUGUCACAUUCCGACGUGACAUCAACGUGCUCCACCUUCACAGGGUUUCAAGAAGUAGCAGAUCAGAUUUGGCACAGGGUGCGGACGGCGUCAUUUGGGGUAUACCAGAGGCCGGACUCCCGAGUCGCAUACUGGCAGCGGCAAUGUGAGUGGAGUCUGCUUGUUGGCCACAGGGGGUGCUGGGAUUUAGUAGGGGGGUGUACUGGGAUUUAGUAGAGGGGAUGCUGUUGUUUUUUUUUUAAUUUUUUUUAUUUUUUUAAAUACUGGUACAAUGGUCUACGGGCUGAAAAGACAUUCCACUGGCUUAUAAGACAUUUGCAAUACCCAGCUUUAAUAUUACAUGGUGAAUAUAAGCCUAAGAGAGUAAACUUUUUUGCAAAAAUGAAUUUAAAAUGUCCCCUGACAAACAGGGGAAUCCUUGGGAAAUGAUGAUCCUUAACCCUUUAAGAACCCAUCCCUGAUGUACAUUAAAGUGAUUGCCAAACAUAUUCCAAGGGAUCAAAUAGCAGAAUACUGAAUAUAACACAUAGCAUAUUCUCAUAUACAAUAUUUAGGAAAAUUCACUCCUUUCCCAAGGAAUGUUUAAACCAACUCCAGUGCACUGAGUCUGAAACCUGAAAAUUUGUUUUAUAAACCAGACCAGGAGUAGUGAAUUUUUAGAGUAGACCAAAAUAAAAAAAGAUUAUUAAAGUUGUGCCCUGAUGAUACAAGCCGCUAGUAUUCACAAACUUUAAAUCAAAGUAAAUUUUCCUUUGACAAAGUAAAGCACACCAAUGAACAGUCAGGCAAUUGCUUCAGAGAGUUAAAUGGAGACUAUAGUCACCCAGACGACUUUAUCUCAUUGAAGUGGCCUGGGUGCAGUGUCCCAGUCCCACUUAGUCCUGCGAUGUCAAUCAUUGCAGUUUUAGAGUAACUGCAAUAAUUACACUGCAGGACUAAGACUGCCACUAGAGGCACUUCCUAGUGGCUAUGGACUUGGAGGAGACCAAGUGCCGAUCUCAUGCCGAAGGACAAAGGCUGUGGAACAGAGUAAGUGACUAAAAGGUUUUGGUUUUUAACCCUUUAUGAGCUGGGGGCAUGAGGGAGUGGGAGACCAGAUGGCACUAUAGUGUUAGGGAUACAGAUUUGUAUUCCUAACACCAAAGAAUCCCUUUAACUGCUCAUGGGAGUCAAUAAAUGGCCCACUCUAUGCACCUUUGAUUUGCAAGAUUUACUAAGCUGUGCACCUGCAAUUAGAAAUACAAACAAAGGUUAAACACUGUCCUUUAACUUUAAAACAUUCGUUGUCUUUAUCAAUGAGGAGAUGGUACCUGGCUGAAGAAAUACUGUUUGCAACCUUUCUCACGUAUAUGCAUAGGUGUGCAUGCAUUAAUCACUAACUGCUAUUGAACAUUACUAGCCUCCGUUUUGGAAAUCUGGUAUCCUUCUCUCCAGUGGGAGGGGUACCCAGACAGGUCCAUCUAAGGUGGUUAAUUGCUUAUCCUUAAACAUUUAGGUGGAGAACUCUUAAUGCAAAGGCAAAAGGGAGCAUGUUUUUCUUGCCUUCAUUUAGGAAACUAACGGAGAGAAUCAACAGUUUAUAAUAUAUACUUACCCAGUGCAACAUAAUUUGUUUUGGUGGAAUUGGGCUAUAUUUCUUUUUAGCUCAUACACAGAUCAUGUAUCCCCAUUAGUAAGCAAUUGAUUGGAGGAUCUGAGGAACAGUUGCCCUGCUAGUCUGCUUGCACAAACCCCUGUUGACAGCCAUAGUUGGUUUUAAGCCCACCACGCACAUUACCUUGUUGAAGAAAUUGACUAUUCAACAUUUUUUUUUUUAAUGGAAUUUCACACUAUAUAGUACUGUUGCAGCUCUAUUGACUAGGAAUUUGUGUAUAGCAUUCUCCAUAAAUGCUGCACAAGGCCUCACUAUGCUGGUUCUGUGUUUUUAGCUGAUAUUUUUAAAGUAUGCUCAUGCAUUCAAUGCAUUAGGCCUCCAUAUUAAUCUUUUUUAGGUUAAAGGAACACUAAAGUGCCAGGAAUACAAAAAUGUAUUCCUGACACCAUAGUUCUAAUAGCGUUAUUUAGGCCCCUCGGAAGAGUAAAAUGUGAGUUUACUCACACUUAUUACAGUGCCUUGCAGGUCUCGUUGCGGCUGGCCCUGCUCCGCCUCCUUGGUUGAGGUCAUCAAAUUUGAUUCUCAGCCAAUCCAAAGCUUUCCCAUAGGAUAGCAUUAGGUGGCUUUUGCACAUGCGAGGAAACAUGUUGCACUGUCCAGUCAGCAUCUCGACUUGAAUCAAUGCAUCUCUAUGGGGAACAUUCGGUGCCUCCAUUGCAGAAGCACCUCUAGUGUCCAUCGGAGUGUCUGCCACUAUAGAUGUUCUAGGCAGGGAUGUAAACAUUAAAAUGCCUGCAGGGACAUACUAUGUACACCAGAAUAAUUACAUUAAACUGUAGUUCUUCUGGUGACUAUAGUGUCCCUUUAGGUUUAUAGUUUCAAAGGUUAUAGAAAAGGCAUCUUCCAGGAGCUACUGAUGGGAAUAGGUCUAUGCCAACCUGCCUGAUAGACCAUUAAUUCCUGACUAGAACAGUGCGAGUAUAUCGGCUAUUACAUGGUUAAUAAAUGCUGAUCUGUUUUAGUAUUGCCCACUGCUUAUUUAUCAUCUCGCAUGACUUAAUUUUGCUGUGAUAACAACAUGUGGCGGAUGUGAUCUGGUGACUUUAAGAUAUGAAUUACUAAGGAUGCAAAAUGAGUCAAACUGCAUGCUCACAGAAUGUUUAACAAACAUUAUGAACUUUACAGGCCAAACUUUUCCUUCCAGCUUUUUAUAGGCUGCACUUUUCAGUCACUCCUGAUGAAUGGCGCAAACUAAUAGACUACAUAUGAAUACAUUGCUUGGCAUGUCAUAAGGUGUGUGUGCGUUCUAUUUAAUUUAUUUUCUUUCUCUCUGCAGAAUGUCGUUCCCAUAUCCUGGCUACCAAGGAUACCCAGGGUAUCCGGUGAGUAUUUGUUACAUCCAAUUGUUACACCUGCACUGUAUGAGAUUUGUCAUGGCGUGUGUGUAGUGGUCUAGGAAAACAGCCAAAAUAAUAAUAAUGAUUAUUAUUAUAAUUAUAAAGUUUAAUGGUGAAGUCUAUAGUUAUGCGUUUUAAGAUGACUCCAGUACUAUGGGAAAAGUUGUGUGAGUGUGUAAAUGAGGGCAAAAUAUGUACUUGCCAUACUACAGUAAUAUACUUGAAAAGGAAAUGUAACAAUAAUUCCCAGUCAUGCUCACCAUGAAACCCUGAAUUAAAGAAAAAUAGAAGUUAAAGCAAUACUAAAGCAUGUUUAUGGAAUAUGUUGUGGAAGUAUAAGGUCCCAUUGUAAUACCUAGGUACUGGCUGUUCUCACCUAUGCAAAGUAGUGAAGCAAUUAAGCUUCAAUUUGUGACAAUUAAACUGGUGAGACCCAGCGGUGAUAGACCAGGAAUAGAAGACUGCUGUGAUGGUAGAUGUGGCAAUACCCAUUGACUGUAAAAUUAAAGAGAGAACAUGAGCAGGCAGACAAAUGCCAAGGACUUAAAAAAUAACUAGAAGAAUGUUCUAUCCAUCAUUUUGGCCGUGGGGUGUUUGCCACAGAAAGUAGUGACAAUAUGUUGGCCUCUUGGUGACAGUAAAAGGUUCAAAAUAGAAUGGCGGAGUCCCUGAGUAGAUUGCCCAGGAAGGCAUUAGCUAUUAUUUGGGAUUUGGGAGUUGACCUUGCCAGACAGCUGCCUAAAGUCUCGAGAAACUGCUAAUAAUUACCUAAAGUCACACCAUCAUAAUUGGGAUGCUCUAUACGAGCUUGUAUGGGUCGAUCGGUUGGGGAGGUUUUUCAGUUAUGAAGCAAAAAAGUAUGUAUUGACAUAUAUUUGGAUAUCAUUAUUAUUAUUAUUAUUAUUAUUAUUAUUACUCAUAUAGCGCCAACAGAUUCCAUAGCGCUUUACAAAAUUACAAGGGGGGGGGAUUAUCUAUAAAUAGGACAAUUGCAAGAAAACGUGCAGGAACGAUAGGUUGAAGAGUACCCUGCUCAAACGAGCUUACAGUCUAUAUGAGGUGGGGUGUAAAACACAUUACGAUAGGGCAUAGCUGGAGGAGAGAGUAGAGUGCUGCCCUUCAGGAGAGAGCAAGAGACAGGUGUGUAAGGUAGAGGUUACUCUGGGAGGCCAUACGCUUUCCUAAAAGAUGGGUUUUAAGGCACUUCUUAAACGAUUGAAGACUAGGGGAAAGUCUGAUGGUGGUAGGCAGGCUGUUCCAUAGGAAAGGAGCCGCCUGUGAGAAGUCCUACAAGCGUGAGUUGGUUGUAUGGAGAGACCAAGAAGGGGCAUACCUAUGGAUCUGUGAAGAGAUAGGGGCUAGAAUUGGUCAAUGCUUUAUAGGUUAGCAUUUUAAAUUGAGCAUUCAUUACAGACUGUAGCGGGGUAAUACGGUUUUUGGGAGGACCCAUUAAGAGAGGGUUACAAUAAUCCAUGCAGGAAAUUGGUAGAGCAUGGACAAGCUCUUUGGUACCAUCUUGUGUAAGAAAGGGGCGGAUGCGGGCUAUUUUUUUAAGAUGGAAUCUACAGGAUUUGGUAAUAUGCUGGAUGUGAGGCCAGAAUCAAAUAUGACCGCAAGACGGCGUGCUUGCAAGGAUGGACUGAUGUGGAUACCACCGACUUAAAGAGAGAGCGGAAGAAGAGGAUUAGUAUUAGGAGGGGGAAAGACAAGGAGUUCAGUUUUAGAAAGCAGGAGGACAUCCAUUCAGAGAUGGAGGAAAGGCAAGCAGUGACACGUUGCAGGACGGCAGAGGAGAGGUCUGGGGAGGAGAGCGCGUACAGGUGGUACAAAUUAAGCAAUAUGUUUGCCAAGAGAGGCAGUAUAAGGAUAAAAUAGAAGAGGACCAAGGACAGAGCCUUGGUGGACUCCAACAGAGACCGGAUGAAUUGAGGAGGUAUCAUUAGAAAAGGAGACAUCAGAGUUUGCAGGAAUCUAUGAUCUGCAAACUUUCUUUGUCUUAGGGAUGAGCAUAACCACCUAGCAAAGCUAGUGGGUAUGCGGCAGCCUCCCAGAGUCAAAUUCCAGAGCUGAAAAGCUUGCGCUGUGCAUCUUCACAGCAUUUCAGCCAAUCAGGUAAUCAGGAGAGCCGUGCUGAGCGUGGGAAUCCUGAUUGCCUCAGAUUUUUAAAAUUGGGAAACUGUGGAUGGUUAGCACAUCCCACAAAGUACUAAGGAUAAAUAUUGCCCAAAGUGUAUAGGAAUAUAAUUAAACAUCUAAACACAAAAUAAAACAAUUCAAGUAGCCAAUAGUACAGGGGAACAAGAAAAAUGUUUGUCAUGAAGACAUAUAAGAUAGACUUGGAACUUUGUAUAAAGCAGCUGAGCUGACAACAAGGCAACAAUGUAUAGCAAAGGAAAGUAUCAAAUGAACACUGGAACCAUUCAUAAUACAUUGCAACAAAAUAAGUUCCAUAAAGAGAAAAGAAAUGUUGUAACAAGUCCCAGCAAACAGAUUCUUUAUGCAGGGAGUCCAUGAGAAUAUCAUACUGGCGAGACUACUAGCAUCCAAUCCUCCUACUUAGGUGGAUCCUUGGUUUGUUGGUCUUGUCUUGGAGUACGGCUAUAGUCUGUAAAAAAAAUAAAUAAAAAACCAAACCCCCCCCCAGAGAACAGUUAUCAAAAGGCUGAAUAAGCACCAGAUAACCUUAUGUUUUAGAAAAACAAACUACCACCAGCAGGCAAAACCCUUAACUUAGAGUUAUGCUCAUCCCUAAGACAAAGAAAGUUUGCAGAUCAUAGAUUCCUGCAAACUCUGAUUUUGUCCUCCGGGAGGCAUAACCACCUAGCAAAGCUAGUGGAUAGAAUAGCACACACCUGGUGGUAGUCCUAAGAAACUGAAGGCGUUCAACUUCUGAAGGCCUCCAGUAAAAUCUAACAAAGGUUUUACUGGACAAAUAUCUAGCAGCUUUCAAGUAAGUAGGGAGAGGAAGACCCUUUCCUGCUGCUUUGGUAGCCGAGGCUCCCCUAAUUGAAUUGCUUUUGAACACGGAAACAUAAAUACCAGCCGAAGACAUGGCAGAAAGUAUCCAGCCUCUAAUUGUAUUAACCUUGGCUGGACGAAAGGGAUUCCUUGAUGUAAUGUAUUUGACUGAUAUUAUUUCUAAAUACAGCAGAAAGUUGUAAUUACGAUUGUAACAAACUGACUAAACAUAAGCCUGGUUCGGAAAGGAUCUUGAAUAAAUCCAAUUCUACCGGACCAGGAGAAAAAUGGGAUGUUUUUUGUCUGCCUUUUAGUAUAAUAUGGAAACCUCCCGGGGUCCUGGACAACCAAGGAUCUGAAAUAUGGAUUUGCGUUAACUCUGCUCCUCUAGCUGCCAGGGCCAAGGACAGCAGAGAAGCCAACUUAAUAGCAGUCCAUCUUAACCCCUUAAGGACACAUGACAUGUCAUGAUUCCCUUUUAUUCCAGAAGUUUGGUCCCUAAGGGGUUAAAUCAAUUUUAGCAUUAUCCAAAGAAUUAAGGAAAUUUAAUAAGAUGUCUACAUCCCAAGUAGAUGUGUAGCGUGGGGUAUAUGGGCGGCAGACGGAUAACCCUUUUAGUAAUCUCAAAUACAGGGCAUCCUGAGUAAGGUUGGGGGAUCAGGAAGUUUAAAGCAGAUCCACAGGUCUUGAUUGAACUGACAGAUAAACCAGAAUGGAACUUAAGGGUAAGAAAUUCUAAAGCCAAUGGAACGGUAUCAGAUCCCUGUGUGUUAGACAGAAAAGAAACCUCCCAUUCUUUGAAUUCCUCGAUCAUCUUUCUAUAUCUUACCCUAGUUCUACGUCUUAAAGAUGAGUUAAUAAUAUCCAAGACCUGAUACAAUAAAAGGCGAUGUGUAAACAGCCUAUCGGGGCUGCAAUCCACAUCAGCUGCGGGAGCUUGAGCAGAAGAUCGCUGGUUCCCUGAAAGCAGUCCACUUGACUAACUGAUGGAUCAGGGGAUUCCAGGGUCUGGAGGUCCAUACUGGAUAAACGAGAACUAAGCUCUGUACCCUGUCCCUGCGGAUCUUCUCCAGCACUUUCAGUAAAGAUGGAGGGUGGAAAGCAUAAGGGGCUGGAACAUCUGUCCAUUGGAAAGACGUUGCAUCCAUUUUCCAAGCUCCCUUUGUCCAGGUCCGGGAGACGAAGUUUGUGCAGAUGUUUGGGAUGCAAACAGAUCUACCUGUCUCUGGCCAAAAUUGCUUUCUAUCCAUUGGAAUAGAGCAAUCUUUAAUUGAAUAGUUGCCAGGGACAAACUUUGGCGAGAGAGAGAGAGUCUGCAAGCUCGUUCGCCUCUCCCGGAACAUAUUCUGCGAAAACCUGAACAUUGCCUGCUAAAGCCCAAGACCAAAGAUCUAGAGCCUCUAAACAAAGACCCCUUGAUCUUGUGCCCCCUCUGUGGUUUAAAUAAGCCACCGCUGUCCCGUUGUCCGAUUGGACUUUUACCGACGUUGGUUACUGGUUUAGAGGAACUAGACCCUGGAGAGCUAAUUUUAUAGCUCUUAACUCCAAGAUGUUUAUAUGGAGGUGAAUCUCUUGGUCUGACCAAAUUCCUCCUAUGGCGUUCUGGGCUGUAAUCGCACCCCAACCGUGACUUGAGGCAUCUGACGUCAGAGUGACUGCCACAGGCUGCUCUAACAGGGGACUAGGAAGUGGAAUUUCUAACUCCAGAAUGGACUUCAACUCUUCUCUGACCUUCUUGGGGAGAACAAAUUUUGAUUCCCAGUGGCUGCCCUGUCUUAGUCGAUUCUCUAAAAUCAACUGACUUCUUCUGCAAAGUAAGGGGGAAUUGUUGUAUGCUGGUGUUAAAGCUAUUAAUUUCCCGAUAAUCUUUGCUAGGUCUCUCAAGGACCAACUCUGGUGCCUGAGGGAUGACGUCAGAUGUACCAAUAAUUUGUCCCAUUUGUCUUGAGGGUUUCCUAGCGACAUAGUCCUGGUGUUCAGUAUGAAACCCAGAAAGAAGAUGGUUUGAGUGGGAAUUAGGACUGAUUUCUGUAAAUAUACUACAAAUCCUAGGUCUUGUAAAAGGGAAGCAAGGUAAUCCCUUUGAGAAGCAAGGAUUUCCCCAUCUGGGUGCAUGAGCAGGAUGUCGUCUAGAUAGUACAGACACAUGAAACCUUUUAGUCUGACUUGAGCUAUUACGGAUUUCAUAAUUCUGGAGAAUGUGUAUGGUGCGUUGGAUAGGCCAAACACCAUAACGGUCCACUGCCACACUUUUUUCCUUUCCACUGAAACCUGAGAAAACGCCUGUUUCUUGGCUAUGGAGACUAAAUGGAAGGCAUCUUUUAGGUCUAACUUUAUGCAGAAAAAAGCUUUCUGUAGUAAGCCUGGAAGAUCUGAUAAACCCUCCAUCCUGAACCUUUUCCUUUUGCUGAAAACGUUCAGAGACCUUACGUUUAGGACCGGUCUCCAGGAACCGUCUGAUUUUUGGAUUGGUAACAAUGGGCUGACCCAUCCUGUAAUAGACAGGUCUGCCAACUCUAUCUUCCCUUGACUUAAAGCUAAGGAAAUGGAGGCAUCUAGCACUGGGUGCAAAUUUCUGGACUGGGAACCUUAAAAGGGGGAGUUGUAAACCCCUUUGAAAAAUCUUUAGAACCCAUUUGUCUGAGGAAAUAUCCUUCCAAUUUAGUGGCAUAUGAGGAGGCACACUUACUUGAAUGCAUGGGUUUUCUUUUGGAAGCUGAACCGCCUCUGGAAUGUGCUCCUCUGCCACCGCCCGGGAGCUUGUCUUCCACUAUAGUAGCGGUACUGGGCCUGGUGAGAGGCUCUUGCAGUCCUAUAGGGGCGACCCUCUGUCCGAAAGGGCUUUUUGUAGCCAGGGAUGGACUUCUUGAGUUCUGAAAAGGAUCUCCUUGCCUUGUAACGGUCUUUAACCUCCUGAAUGAACGAGGGACCGAAUAGUUAAGACUCCUCCAAAUUUGGGAACUCAUGCGAUUUGGGGGCUAGGUCAGACAGACCUGCUGCAUGGAGCCAGUGGGAUCUGCGGAUGAUUGAUAUGUAAUUAAAGGAUUGGCCAAUAAUUAGCACUGCCCUGCCAGAUCCUUUUAAAAGAGCCAUCUUAGACGCCAACAGAGAUGAAGCAGAAGGUUUCUGAGCAUUGCCUUCUUUUUCUGCCUUAUCCAGCAUCAGUAAUAGUGGGCCCACAGCAUCAGCAAUUUUGAACUGUAUAUUGCAAAAAGUCUGGUCUGUGGGAUCAGAGGAUAUGCUGCUUCCUGUGAUAGAUAACAGGGCAGGAUCUACCUCUGGAGCCAUUAAAGCCUGAAUGUCCAGGAUACCAAUGUGGUUCCUGAGGAGACGGUCAUCCUCCUUAACCAAGGGGGAUCUGAAGGCUAGUUUAGCGAAAUCUCUAACCUCAGAAUCGUGCUCCAUAGCACAUCUGGAGUGAAAUAAUUUUGAUGGGAGAGUCUUUUCUUGGAGACUUACUCUGACCAUCUGAACAUUGCUUAGCUUCCCUCGCUCAGUGGAAGCUGCUGAACGUACCACUUCCUCGGAUUCCCAGUCUAUUUCUGGAGAGCCAUAUCUGGAACUGGAACGGCUUUGGGAGGAAGAAUGAGUGAACGCUCUAGAAGAGGAAGGAGAGGGACUAUCUAACCUCCAACGAGAUUUGUCCUUUUCCUCUGAAAGGUGUUUCUGGUGCUCAAACGAGGGAGACACGCUAUUUCUUUUUUGGGGUCCUGUCCCCUUAAUUUUACGCUUACUCAAACGAGUAUGCGGGUAAGGAGGAGCAGUGAAGUUUUCCUCAGACAAGGAACUGGCGGGAGAGACCAGCCGCCUUCCUUUAUUCUUUUUGCUUAAAACUGGGACCAAAUCCUUCUCAGAAGAUGAAGAGGAUAGAUCCCUGGCAAGGAAAGCUCUCUUAUGGAGCUUUCUAACAUUGAUGGGACUGCCUUUAAAAGAGGCAUCCACUAAAUCUGUGGCAGACACAGAAAUAGUCUGCCAUUUUAAAAAUCUGAGGCAAUCAGGAUUCCCGCACUCAGCACGGCUCCCCUGAUUACCUGAUUGGCUGAAAUGCAGGUCUGGCAUUGGACUCCGGGAGGCUGCCGCAUACCCACUAGCUUUGCUAGGUGGUUAUGCCUCCCGGAGGACAAACUGAGCGUUUGGAGAGAUAGGAGGAAAACCAAGAGAGAACAGUGUCACAGAGACAGUGAUUUGAAGAGUUUGAAGAAGGAGAGCAUGAUCAACGGGGUCAAAGGUAGCAGGGAGGUCAAAAAGUAUUAAUAUGGAGUAGUGGCCUUUUGAAUUUGGCUGCAAUUGAGUCAUUAGUAACUUUGAUAAGAGCAGUCUCAGUAGAGUGGAGGGGGCAGAAGCCAGAUUGAAGAGGGUCAAGGAGAGAGUUGGAAGUGAGACAUACGGGUAAAGACAAGUCUUUCCAGAAGCUUUGAUGAAAAAGGGAGCAGGGAUAUGGGACAAUAGAGUGGGUGGAUGGGUCGAGGGAUGUUUUAUUUUUUUUUAUUUUUUCAGGAUAGGUACUACAGUAGCAUGUUUAAGGUCAGCAGGGACAACACCAGAAGAUAGAGAGCAGUUGAAGAUUUGUGUUAAGGAAGGCACCAGACAAGGGGAGAGAGAUCUGAUAAGAUGAGAUGGGACAGGAUCAAGCGGGCAAGUGGUGGGGUGAGAGGAAAGGAGAAGUGCAGCCACCUCUUGUUCAGUAGCCGGGGAGAAAGUCUGAAGGGUAGGAAAGGCAUGAUCUACGUGUGGUUGAGAAAGAGAAAGGCAGGGUGGGGAGAAUUCUUUCCUUAGCUGUUCAAUCUUGUCGGUAAAGUAGCAUGCAAAGCUGUAAGGUUAGUUUGAGGGGUGACCACAGCAAGGCGAAGAAGAGAGUUAAAGGUGUCAAAGAGACGCCUGGGAUUACGGGAGCAUGAACUAAGGAGAGAGGAAGUAUAGUAGAAUAACAUGUCAGUUGGACUGUUCCUAUAGUGCAGCUAAAGCAUAGAUGGCAUUGACAUUCAUAUAAUAUAGAAGUUUUGUGUGUUGAUAACCAUGUAAUGUAACAAUGAGUAUAUUGAACUGACAUAUUAACCUGUAUACACAAUGAUGCAUACAGACAAAACACUUUCCUUCAAGCAAUAUUCUGCAUACUAAACACACACACACACACACACACACACACACACACUUCAGUGGGUUUUUGGUUAAUUCCAUGUAUAGUUUUGUGCUAUUACAUCACACCAUUUGAAUCCUUAAUUUGUAUCCUGAUUUUUCUUUAGGGUGGAGACCCUUCCUUCCCACCAGGUGGUCAGCAACAGCCUUUCCCUGGUGGGCAGUUUCCUGCUGCAGGAGGUGGUGCUUACCCACCAGCAUCUGGUGGGGGGUUUCCAGCGGCAGGUGGUUACCCAGCUCCUGGUGGCUAUCCUGGGGGCAUGCCUUCUUACCCUGGAGGUAUGUUGCUUUUUAAUAAUUAAAAUUUAAUUUUGUCUUAAUAUUGUGUCCAGUGUGGUGGGGGGGAAUAAAAUUGUAUUUAAUUUUUGAACGGUUUGUGAGUAAUGUUUAUAAAACUUUGUUUCUUCAGCUCAAGGUUUUGGGGCACCUGCUGGAGCACCAGGAUACGGUGCUCCUGGGGCACCUGGCUAUGGAGCACCCCAGGCAGGUAGUGGAUUUGGUGCACCUGGAUAUGGGGCCCCUGCAGGGGGCUUUGGAGCUCCUCAAGCUGGUGGAUAUGGCGCACCAGGUGCCCAAGGUUAUGGAGCACCUGCAGCUGGGGGUUAUGGAGCACCUGCAGCUGGGGGUUAUGGAGCACCUGCUGCCGGAGGUUAUGGAGCACCAGGUGCACCUGGUGGGGCACCAGGAUAUGGAGGAUACCAACAACCUGGUGUACAAAGCUAUGGUGGUGGAGGACCCGGCCAAAUGCCAGGUUAGUUUCGGAGUAAAGUGUCCGUGUGUGUGUUUCCUCUGUUGAAAUUUCCCAUCCCUGCUACAUGCUUAUAAAGUUAGAUGUAUUUUAUUUUUCGGAAUAUAGGAAGCAGUUUUUUAUUUUUUAACCCUAGAAUAUGGGGACAAAAAACUGCCUACGUCCUAUAUUCCCAGUGUCCUCUGGCACAAGGUCUAGUUGUCCAGAGGAAAUGGAAGCACAGUAUUCCCAGUCACUCUGUGUAGCAUGGCCUUGUAAACCGUGGUAGAGGAUCUUCUUUAUCCUGUCUGACAGAAAGUUGCUCACUGGGGGUUUAAGAGACACUAAGGGUGGGAUAAGACGUUCAAUUGAUUUUUAUUUUUUCUUCUAAAUUUCUAGUUAAAAUACAUGGGCAGGUCUUAUAUUAAGUUCUGUUGUGAAGUCUAAAAAUGAUGGUACAAAUAUUCACGUGUGUGACUAAACUUUUAAAACAUAAUGUUCUGGUGGCUUAUUUUUGCUGCCUAUCCAGACAUUGGCCUUUUAACAGUAAAGCGUGUUUGUGUGUUGGGUUAUAAAUAUACGUGUAUAUUUAAGCGAAGUGUUAGUGUGUAUAUGAGGAUGUGGGAAAGCAUACCCACUUGUUUCUUUAUUCCAUUUCCUUGUCACUCACUUCCCUAAAGUGGUGCAACAACUAAAGGACAAAAAAAAACAGCUGUACAUUUCCCAUAUGAACCUGCUGUAUAGGGCUUUGUUACAGGUCCGUCCCCCCGUUUCCCCCCCCAUGGGAAAGUAUAGAAUAAUCUACAAAUGCACAAGCAUACCUAUUUUAGAGGCAUUAAUCUACCCAGAAGUGUAUUUUAUUUUAAGCCAUGUUAUUUAGCAUGUUUACGCAAUGCAUAUUGUAUAGUGUAAUGUGCAUUCAAUUGAAGGUUAUUACAAAUCUAAAGUUACAGACCAUAAAACCGUUCCAGUAACACAUGAUCUAUCUGCCCACCCACUUGGUGUGAAAGAAUCAGAAUUAUGAUGCACAAGUGUAGGAUGGAAGGAGGGAACGUUACACUUUGACGAAGAGAACUGUGUAAACAUUCCGAUGUAUGGAUGCAGAGCUGUCUUGCAAGCUUGGGGGGAAUCUGCUAAUAUUAAAAAAAUAUCAAUAGACCAUUUUUCUUUCAUUCUUCUUUACAGGUGGUUAUCCAACCGGGCCGGCUCCAGGCCAGGCUCCUACGGUAGGUUCCUUCUUUUAGUUGAAUGAAUAUAUAUAAUCUUUGUCAUUCUUUGUCAAAACUGUACUAAGCACGUCAGGGUGCACAGGUAGUGCGUUCUUUGCACAGGUCUAAUUGAAGUACAGGUCUUUGCCCACCUGAAGUUUGUUCUGGGAGGUGCCACAAAGGGUAGUUGAGAAUGACCUGUAUAAAAUGAUGUGGAGCCUUCAGAUCCAGACAGACAAGCCGGUACUUGCCAACCAUAUAUUGUGGUGAUAGACCAGGAAUGGAAGACUGCUGUGGUGGUAGAUGUGGCAAUACCCAUUGGCUCUAAAAUCAAAAAGAAAGAACAUGAGCAGGCAGACAAAUGCCAAGGACUUAAAGAAUAGCUAGAAGGAUGUCGAUAGUGAAGGCAGUAGUGGUCCCAGUUAUGAUAGGAUCACUCAGGGCUGUAACACCUAAGCUGGGAAAAUGACUUGAGCAAAUUCCUGGUGGCCUCUGUGAUAUCUGUCCAGAAGAGUACAGUUCUUUAAUCUUCAAAAUCAUGUGCAGAACCCUGAAACAUGGAGCAUUAUAUACUUUGCAGGAACCAAGUGAAUCUUCUUGUUGUGCUGAUUGUACCAGUGGGGGGACAUCUUUCCACAUAAUGUGAUGUUAGCCUUAAUAGAGCAAGAUCUGAUCAGUAAUUGGCUUGCUUGAAAGCCAAUUACUGUGCAGAGGAAGGCUGCUGGAGACUGACCAGGUCAUUUAAAAUGCUCUUGUCAAUCAGCGUUUUGGACCCCGUUUUCAUAUUUAAGCAUGUGUAUGCUAGGAGUGAUUUGAAAGUCCCUAUUGUUACCUGACUAUUGUGUUAUGGGGGGACUAGGCAUAUGUCUAAUAUUGGCUUUAAAGUAGGCCUAAGAAGAUGAUUCCUAAUUAGUUUCUCUCUGUGAAUUAAGCAAUCUACAGCCAUGGCCAAAACUGUCGCUGAAUGUGCUGGUGUCUUUCUAAAUGCUUCACCCUGAGGGGUUUAAUGCACAUAGAUUCUAAGGUUGCUAUAUCGUGCCAGUGAAUUUCCUCCUGAAUUAAGCAAAUUUCACCAGGUUUUUAGUGACCUUUAACAUAAAUGGAAACUAGGAUGGAGGAAGGGGGAGGGGAUCGGAUUUGCACCGGGGCCCUAUGGAUUGUGUGUAUGCCACUGCAUCUCAUCAGAAGUCUGGAGAUACUUUCCCACCAGGAACUGUUCUAGCAACUUCCUGCUGAGCAGGAGAAGAGGAAGCCAGCACAGGCUUUAAUGGUGUGGAAUCUCAUUCCUGUACUGAAAUCAUACAUAAUCCCCCUGGUGGCCAUAAAUAUCAGUGGUGCACCCACUGUUACAAUAACAACCAUUAAAGAUCUUCACUGGAAGUAGGGGCCAUGGCACACCUGCCAGGAUUGAAUUUCCAAUCACUAGUGGGUGAGUGGAAGCGUUGAGAUUGAUAACAGAAAAGAUUUAUAGAUCUGCGUAGUGUGUUUUUUUUUUUUUUUUUUAUUCCAAGACGAGACUUCACAAGCAGUACAUGUACAGCAACAUUAGGAUUAUGCAUAAACAAGCAUGUACACUGUGAUCAUGGCAUUUUUACAUUAGCAAGAUGGGUGAACAGUCAAGGUCGCAUAGGUCCCAUAACUAGAGACCACUAGUUGUAUUUACGUCUCUAAUUUUCAAGGUAGUUCUCAUCUCUAUGUAUGGUUAGAAAUCCCGUCUGGUUUUAGAUAGUAGAUAAAACAUGUAACAGAUAACAUGAUAUAUGAUGACCACACACGUGUUUGCAAAAAACGACUAGGAAUAGUAUACGAGCGUACGUUUGCUCCCAUGUCCCUAUUGUCACGCACAAGAAUUUCAACAAUAUACAGUUGGAUGAUAAGAUUAAGGAAUUAAGAGAUGAAAGAAAAGGAAAAAAUAGAGGAAGUGCAUUUAAAAUCCGAGGUCACAGAGAAGGGGGUAGAGGGAGGAGGGAGGGGUGUGUCCGAGGAGAGCCGGCCGAUAGAAAGGCGUCUUAGGGAAUGUGCUUCCCUUCCAACCCUGUCCCCCACGGGGGUCCGCAAAAAUCCCUCCCUGCGAGCCGGGUCCAAGUAAUACGGUUUACCUCCUUUCUCAGAUGUCCCGAGAGGUAUGUUUGGAUGUUCUAAUUCAGUCUGCCUUUCUCUAAUCGCUUACAGUGCUAUUUGUCCAGGGGCUCCAGAUUUUAUCAAAUUUCUUCAUUGUCCCCCUGAUCUGUGCUGUCAGCUUGUCCAUUAGGAAAGUAUCUUUUAUUAUUUGUUUUACCAUCGCCAUUGUUGGGGUCUCCCUCUGUAGCCACACCUGUGCUAGGGCUCUUCUAGCUGCAAGGUUUAUUUUUUUUGUAUAAGGUUUUGUUCCGUUCUUGUCCAACCAUCCAUGGAUCUGGACAACAAACACCCAUGGGUCUAGUUUCACCUCCCUGUCAAAAACAUCUCGCUGCAAUGCAGCAAUCUGUUUCCAAUAGGUUUGUGCCUCCAGGCAUUCCCACCACGUGUGUGUGUGUAUAUACGUACCCUUGCGUCCGCAGCCUCUCCAACACAGGUCCAUCUGGUUUUUACGCAUUCGGUACAGCGUCACUGGAGUGAUGUACCAACGAAAUAAGAUCUUAUAGGAUUGUUCCUGCAAGGAGACGCACACUGAAGAUGAUGCAGCAGCCUCCCAUAUUUCCUGCCAUUCUAUGCCCUUCAGAAACUCCUUGAGAUCUGCUUCCCACUGAUCUAUAUAUGUGAUAUCUCCCCAUUCUAGCGUGUGAGUGCUUAGAUGAGAAUAUAAACCUGAAAUUAAGCCGCUUGGGAAUUGUUCCCUCUUGCACUUCCUUUCGAAAAACGUUAACUGUGUCAACGCAGCCGUUUUGAUCCGGGAGUCUCUGGCAUAAUCCCUAAGUUGUAGAUACCGGAAGUAGUCGAAGGGUCGUAAUGGGGCCCUGCUUGUCAGUUCUUCAAAUGUUAUAAAUGAGCCGUUUUCAAACAGUUCGCACAGUCUCUGCAGUCCUGUGUUCUCAAUACCCUUGAAAUCCCGGGGACUCAUGCCUGGAAGAAAUGCUUUGUUUCUUAAGAAUGGGGUCAUGGGUGACGGGUCGGAGGUCAGGCUGUAUUUAAGGGCAGUGGCAUCCCAAAUUUUAAGGGAGUUGCGUAUCGCUGGGCAUAUCACUUGAUCUAUUGGUCUAUGUUCUUUAGGGGUCCAUAUGAGGAACUGGGGCAUGUCUGGGCCCAUCAGGGAGUAUUCCAGAUCCACCGAUCUUCUGGGGGAGAAUGCCAUAGUGCAUUUUGGGCCAAUUGAGCCGCCACGUAGUAAAAGUAAAGGUUUGGAAGGCCAAGGCCUGUUCUUAGCCCUAUAAAGUACAUUACGGGAGAGUGUGGUUUCUUCAAAAUGUAUUUUUUUUUCUUCUUACAUUGUGCCUUUCUGUAUAACUUCAUUACAGUUUGUUACUCAACAGUGUAAACCCUAAUCCAUUAGUUUUUUGUUUUUUUUUGGUAUUGUAGGUUAGUGUGCAGCAUCAGGUAUGUUCUUGCAUUGAGCUUUAUUCUGAAGCUGCUGUGUAUAACACCAAUAACGCACAGUGGUGUGUGCCUGCCUGUGCUGUGAUUUUUUUUUUUUUUUUUUAAAAAGCUUUAUGCCUCCAUCCUUAAUUGUGCUGCAUUUUGUAAACACCUUGCAUGAUUGUCGAAUGUAGAAUUAUCACAUGUAAUAACAGGUGACAAUAAUUCUAUUGGCCUUUCCUUUGUUUUUACGUCUCCAUUUGUAUUUAGUUUUUUUUUUUUAUUGCAUAUGUUUCCACAGCCCAGCUUUCAAUGCGUUAAGCUGUUUAUCUUCGUCGUCUUCACAUAAUUACAUUAGUCUUCCUAAUAAUUUAAUGAUUCACCAGUUUCUGUUCAGCUGACUUUUACUUAUAUCCGUCUACAUUGCAAUGUAACCCCUAAGAAACACUCUUUAAACGGAUUGUUUUACUUAAAGCGGCACUGUCAUGGCCGAAUCCAGUUUUUGUUUUUUAAACCCCCCUUUUGACUCCACUACAUCUAAUUGUCCCCCUAGUCACCCCCUAAGGCCCCCAUAUUACCUCUUAUUUUGAUCUUUAUUUUGUGCCCGGACAUAGGUCCUGGGCACCACCAUCUUUGUGUGGGUAGAUGACGUACCUGUGGGACAUGUUAUCUGCCCACACUAGAUAGUACUGUGAAAUUCCCGCGCAUGCCCAGUAAAACACUUGGGCAUUCGAACGGGAAUUUUAUCUAUUCAUUCAUUCGUCAGAAAGACGAAUAAAUAAAUAGAAAUUUCAAACGAAUGAACAAAGACCUCUUCGUUUGUUCAUUUUAUUACAAGGAGGAAGCUACUGGCUCGCAGCUCCCUCCUUGUAAAAUGUAAAAAUAGAAGCAGCAGUGCUCCCCGCCACUUCCUAAGCCCCCCAUGUCCUCCCUCCCUUAGCAUAAGGGAGAUUAAAAUCUCACGAAUACCCAUGUCUACUAAACAGUUCAAAAAUAAAUCUAUUCACUAGCAGGGGGGACAGUGUUGCGUUCCCACCCAUGGCCUGCGAGUGGGGGCUAUUCAACUAAGCUGGUGACAUAUGGUCCGCCUUCACCCCCACCCAUGAGCGGUGGGUGUAAGCCCUACGUGAAAAUGGGGGAGAAACACACCUAUUGUGCUCCACCCAGCCCCCACCCAUGAGCGGCUGGUGGGGGCCCUAAAUGACAAUGGGGUGGGGGAAACAUGGACAGACGGACCUAUUGUCCUCCCUCCCGGCCCCCACCUCAAUGACAUUGGAGGGCUCCCUAUUUUCCUCCCCCCACCCUUGAGCACACUUUGCUACUCCGCUGGUCAUAGCUGGUCAAGUGUAGGAAAUAUACAAAAGACCAAGUAGUCCCUACUUUAUCUUAUGCUUUAAAGAAAAGUAGAACAGAUCCCGAGAGAGGAAUCGAUUGGGGAAAGGUAAGUUCAGCAUCACAGUGCUGCUUUAAAAUAUAAAUCAAUAUAAUUUUUAAAUGAGUAUUUGUUUAACUAGCAACCAAAAGACAAUUUAAACACUCUUUCUGAUUUUUAGCUUUCCUAAUUUUGUCUUGUCUCUUCUUUGCAAUUUUACCAAUUGGUAUAAAAAGCCUGUUGUAUCAAGGUGAUUGCAUGUGUGUGGAUUUGUUUGGCUAGGAAAAAUUUUAACUGCAUGUGUAUUCUCUGCAAUAUAGCUGACUUGUUUAUAGGUUUUUGGUUUUUAUAUUUGCUGUCAAUGUUUGUGUGAUGAUACUUUGAUUAAGGUAUUUGGAUUGUCCCUCUAGAACAAGCAGAAUAACAUUGGAACCCUCCAGUGUAAGUAAUCAAACCUCUUUCUAUUUUUGACUUCUCACUUGGGGUCCCUUGCAGCAGGAGCUCAUCCCUGCACAUUCAGGCUUGGCUCUCCCCCACUGAGCUAAGCCUGAAUGUGCAGGGAUGAGCUCAUUGGUUGAGAAUUAUCAAUUGAUGCUCUCAACUAAUGAGCUGGCCCUGUACAGCAGAGCUUUGUACAGGAGACAACUUAAGCUUCUAGGAGUUUUGAGCUCUCUCUUUGAGCUGUAAGGAGUGGAGGCCACCAGGUAAGAAGUCAAACUGUUAGAAAAUGGUUUGAUUACUUUCAUUGGGAGGUUUUUGACCAUGUGUUGUAGUGGUUAUGGUGCUUGGAACUUUCCUUUAAUGGAGUCUAUAUACUGACGAGUGUAAGAAAUGUAUUUGAAACCAUAAAGACUGCAUAUGUUAAUUAAAAACAUGCAGACUGGGUAGAGGCAAAAUCUAAUUUGGGUGUAAUUCCUAUCAAGUCUAAUAUUAUCCCCCUAUUAUACCAGGUUUUGUGUUUUUGUUUUUAUAUAAGAAAGCAUGCAAAAGAAAAUAUCUUGUUUCUUGGCCCACACAGCUGCACAUAAUUGCGUUAUAGAAUGCUCUUCUUACACAUCCUGCUAUGUCAUAUGCAUGGAAUUGUGGUUUUGACAACUUUGCUAAUUGUUGUCCAUCAGUUUUGGUGCUCGUUGAAGUACUGCAAUAAUUUUGCUGAAAGCUGCAGAAUUAAAACCUCCAUGCUAUUCUGUUGGGUCUCUAUCAAAUCCUAUUACUUACCCCAGUGAUGGCUAACACUUGGCACUUUAGCUGUUGUGGUUGAAGGUUCAUUUGAUUAUCAAGCAAAAUUGUAAAAGUGAUCAUAAGUUACCCAGAACAUCAAACAGACAAAAAAAGACACUUUUGAUAGCGGUAGGGGGUAUCCUAGUUUUGUAGCAAAACGCCACUAGAAAUAUUUAGGUGAAAUAUGCAUUUUCAUCUUUUUAGAUUAAUAUGGAUGUACAUUCCUUGCUAAUCAUCUGUUGGGGUACUGUUGUAUCUCACUAAAGUGCAGAAGGGUCACAACUAUAAUCCAGGUUUGCUGUAUCUCAUGUGCAGAGGGAAAUAUUCACAUCUUCAAAAUAAAAAAAUUAGGCCAGGAAGAAUGGAAGGGAGGCAGGAGGAUUUGUCAGUUGAGGGAUGGUACCUCUUAACUUAUUUUAAAUUUUAUUUAACGAAAAGUUUGCAUACUUAAAGGACCACUAUAGGCACCCAGACCACUUCAGCUCAAUGAAUGGGUCUGGGUGCCACGUCCCCCUGGUUUUAGCCCAGCAGCUGAAAACAUAGCAGUUUCAGGGAAACUUCUAUGUUUUCAUUGCGGGGUUAAUUCAGCCUCUAGUGGCUGUCUACCUGACUGCCACUAGAGGCUGCUUCCGCAAAUCUCCGUGUGAAAAUCACACUGAAAUGACGCUGGCGUCCAUUGGAAAGCAUUGAGUAAUGCUUUCCUAUGGGCAGUUUUAAAGCGCACAUGGCUCUGGCAUUUAAGGUAAGUGGCUGAAAGGGUUUUAACCCCUUCAGCCCAGCGGGAGGGGGGCCAUGAGGGGGGACGACGACCAAAACGAGUUUGUUUUCCUGCACUAAAGUGCUCCUUUAAGAUGUAGAACAUAGGUUAACUGGUCAAAUGUUGCUCCUAUGAUGAAUAGAAUGUAUAUGGAAUUUGAAAAUUUGUUUCCAGUGAUACUGUUUGCAUGUGGCAUUCCAUUAUACUUGUCUGCUGAUAUGCCGCAUAAUCUAAUACUUCUCUAUUUGUUGUUCAGCCUUAUGCUGCAGCCAUGACUGCCACUCAAGGCACCAUCAGACCUGCAGCCAAUUUCGAUGCAUUGGGUGAUGCUGAAAAGCUGCGUAAAGCAAUGAAAGGAUUUGGUAAGGAGAUUGAAUUAGUUUAACUAUACAGCAUGUAUUUGUGUAAUUGUUUGAUGCCUACACGUCUUGCUUAAUAGGAACUGAUGAGCAGGCCAUAAUUGAUGUUGUGUCUAACCGUUCCAAUGACCAGAGGCAGAAGAUAAAGGCUGCGUUCAAGACAGCUUAUGGAAAGGUACAUGAGUUACUGUGGGAUUUUGUUCCUAAUAUAAGACCUCUACAUAGGGAUAAUGUUUUCUCAAUUUUUAACUCUGCUGUGAAAACCUGUGUAAUUGACAGAAAAGAUAAAAAUAAGAAUGAAUAAAUUGUUACCAAUACCAGUUUUUGUUUUUGCUAGUGAGGUUGAAUUUGUGUGACUAAACAAUUAAACAAAAUAAACCAAAUUUUAAGUUUACGGUAAUCCUUUAUUUUAUGCAGGAUUUAAUUAAAGACUUGAAGUCUGAAUUGAGUGGUAAUGUUGAAGAGCUCAUCGUUGCUCUGUUCAUGCCUCCCACUUACUAUGAUGCAUGGAGUUUGUAUCACGCCAUGAAGGUACGAUUAUAUUAUUUUGAGGGUUGUUUUUGUUGUUGUUACCUUUUCAUUUAGAUUCUAAAGCCACUACCUCUGCUUCUGCUGCACUGACCGCGUAAAAUGUGGUCAGAUGACUUUGCAGGAUGUACUGCUUUCCUGUGAGUAGCAUGUCCUUCUAGAGAUAAAUAGGAAUUUGAUUUAUAGCCUGCACUACUACAAUUUAAAGGAACACUUCACACACCUAAAGCACUCUACUUUUCUAUUUUUUUAUUUUACAAAGUGCAAUUUUUAAACAAAUUUGGCCCUUUCAUUAACAUUCCUGGCUGUUAGACAACCGGAUGGAUCGGUUAGAUCCUGGUUCGUUUAGCUCAGGGGUGCUAAGAGGCAGGCAAUUGCUCAGAGAACCUGCCUUGCAAAGACUUCUCAUUGAGCUGCAUUUGGAAGUCUGUGAUUGGACAGUCACAGAGUCUGUACUGGGGAAGAAAAGGAGGGCUUGCAAAGGCUGCAGACAAUUAAAAAUGCAUGGGGAUAUGUCUAUUAAUACUAUGGUGUGCGUUUUUGUUUUGUUUUUUGAAGUAGGGUCCCUUUUUAAUCUUUUAUUUUUUGCUUAAUUUCUUUCAGGGGGCAGGUACUCAGGAGCGAGUACUGAUUGAGAUUCUGUGCACCAGAACAAACAUUGAAAUAAAAAAUAUUGUUGCAUGUUACAAGUCUGAGUUUGGGAGAGACAUUGAGAAGGACAUCCGAUCAGACACUUCGGGUCACUUUGAAAGACUGCUUGUAUCAAUGUGCCAGGUCAGCCAUCCAUAAGUGUUUUUUUUUUUUUUUUUUAAAUGUUUCAUGUACCUCAGAGGAAAUCAAACCCACUGUUAUUUUUUGUUUUGUUUUUUGUGUUUUUAUUUUAUUUUUAUCUGAAGGUUGUUUAGUUGAUGUACAAAGCUUCUUCCACUUGUGAAAAUAUUUAGAGAACACUACACACAGAAUGGAGACAAAUAUCGGGACAGUGCAUUUACAGGCAAACAAUGACUUAAAUCCAAAUGUGAGGGGUCAGUGUUAGAUCUGUGGUCAAAUUUUAUUUAUUAAUUUUUCUCCCAGGUGACAUUUGGCUUGUAACCUCAAAACAAUCAUAUCAUCCACCUAAAUCAGGGGUUCCCAACGCAGUCCUCAAGUAACCCCAACAGUCCAGGAUGUAGGGAUUAUCCUGUUGUGUCCAACAUGUAUUUUUUUUUUCUUUUUCUUUCUAAAAACACCGUAGACACAACUGGGUAAUGCCUAAAUCCUGGACUGUUGGGGUGGUUCUGGGUUGGGAACCACUGACCUAAAUAAUGCUCAAAAAUAGUGGUAAAUCCUGAGUGUUUUUUUAAAUUUUUUUAUUAUUAUACUUUGCCCUCACACUUCAGAAAUAACUGGAUACAUAAAGUGUGUAUGUAAAUAUAGCGCUAAACAGUCAAACAAAUGUAUGUUGUAUAGGGUUAUUGCAGUGAUACCUAUUCAUUUGGUUUUCUGGACUAACUUUUUUUUAAAUGUUUUCGUCUCUAACUGUAUUUUAUAACACAUGUAUUCCAAUAUGCAAGCAUAGAUUUUAACACCUAUAGUAAUGUGUAGCCAUUCCAUUAUUUCCAUCCUCUGGGUCCAAAGCUGUUUCUUAAUGACAAAAAUAACUUCCAAAUAAGAUAGCCGAAAGUAAGGUUGCUUGUAAUGUGCUAUGAUUGUCCUAACUUCGCUUGCCAGUUGACACAUACUGUUGACAUCUAAUUAUAGGCCAAGGGGUAAAUCCAAAUUCAUAGAGGAUUUUGUAAACCUUGCAAGAAGUUUACAGUAUGCAUGGAGAUAACUGUUACUUAUUCCAAUCAAACCACUUGUGUCUUCUGCAAUAGAUUACUUAAAGGGGCACUAAAAUACUGUAACCACUACAGCUUAUUGUUGCAGAAAGCUGGGUGGGGAAUCAAAAAAGGUUUUGUUUAGUAUGACACAACCUGCAUUACUUACAUUUCAGAGCUCUUACAUUGAGGGUUUUAUCACAAUAUCAGAUACAGUAUGGUGUUAAUAUUGACAGCUUGGGCUGUAUGGUAGAAGGCUUGAACAGUAGAUUAACCCCUUAAGGACACAGGGUACAUGGAGGGUACCAUUUACCAUCUAUAUAGUAUUUUCCGCGAUGUCUCGAAGUGGGUGGCGCAGGUGAUUAGUCCUCCGUGCGCUGUGAAGAUUUUCUCCCAUUCUUGUGGGGUGAUAUGCACUUGGAGAUCUUCUUGCCAGUCCCUCAUGAAUUUCCAGUUAGUGUCUAUCUUGGGGUGUGCGAGACUGUAAUAGCAACUGGAGAACGUUUUCUUUGUGGAUAGUGCUGUUAUGCAUUGUAGUUCGAACUUUGUUACUGAGGCUUGUAGUGUCUGCUUCCUUAUGUGGAUCGAGUUAUCUUUCAGUAGUGCUUUUAUUUGAAGGUAGGCGAACGUGAAGUUCGAGGGAAGUGUAAACUCUGUUUGUAAGUCUGGGAAGGGUUUUAGCCCCUCAGUCGUGUAAAGGUGGUCUGCCUACCUUUAAGUCAUCAGAAAUAAUCACCCCUAAAUCCCCUUCCUCAGAUGUUGAGGUUAGGACUCUAUCAAAUAUUAUGUACUCUGCCCUUUGGUUUUUACGUCCAAGAUGCAUUAUCUUGCACUUAUCCACAUUAAAUGUCAGUUGCCACAAUUCUGACCAUUUUUACAGUUUACCUAAAUCAUUUGCCAUUUGGCUUAUCCCUCGUAGAACAUCAACCCUGUUACAUAUCUUCAUAUCAUCAGCAAAAGUUAUGAAGAGGUCAGCACUGUUGCCGUGGGAUUGCUGUAUAGGGCACGGACUACAGACAGGAAGGGCGAUGUAAAGCCGUAGAGUGACAGGGCUUUGUGUAAGAAGUGCUAGUUUAGGCGAUCAAACGCUUUUUUGGUGUGUAAUGAGAGAAUGAUGCUGCGCUUUUUUUUUGUGUGUGUUUUAGGAGGUGGUAUAUAUUAAGGACUUUCCUGGUGUUUUCCGGGCCCUGUCUGCCCGUUACGAAUCCCACUUGAUCUGUGUGAAUUAGGGAAGGUAGUAUUGUUUUGAGGCAGUCGGCAUGGAUUUUUGCGUAUAGUUUUGCGUCCACGUUAAGCAAUGAGAUUGGUCUAAAAUUUUGGCAUGUAGUUGGGGGUUCCCCUGGUUUAGGGAUGGUGAUGACGUGUGCUGACAGGAACUCAGUUGGAAAAGAGCCCCUUCUAGUUGCCUCAUUGUAGAAUUGGGUGAGCGGUGCAGCUAGUUCGUGUUUGAAUGUUUUGUAGUACGUAUUGGUGUACCCAUCGGGCCUGGUGCUUUACCUCUGAGCAUUGUAUCUAUAUGGUGUAGAAUCUCCUCUGUGGUGAUGGGGGUAGUGAGUUGUGCUGCUUGUUGUGAGUGGAUAGUGGGGAGUGCGAGCUUGUUGAGGUACGCUCUUAUGGUCGCUGGAGUGGGUUGGGGCGUGUUAGGGUGGUCUUUCAAGUUGUACAGUGUGCCGUAAUAACGAGCGAAUCCAUUACAUAUUUGCGCAGGUUGCAUUACUUUUAGUUUCUUUAACGCUGCGUUUGCCUUACAGAGGUGGAUUUUGUUAAUUUCGUUUUGCAUGCUUUGUAUUUGUUGUUGGAGUACCUUGGUGGGAUUCGCUUGGUUUGAUCUGUGAAGGUCUUUUGAGGAGUGUGAGCAAUGUGUUAUGGUUGACCCUUUUAAGAUAUGCCGCUCUACCUGUCAGGAUCCCCCGGAUAACUGCCUUGUGUGCUAGCCACAGUGUAGCGGGGGAUGGACCAUUAGGGGCAUUGGACGCGAAGUAGAGGUUUAAUGCAUCCCGUGUCUCUUCCAUGAAGGAGGGGUCGCUGAGGAUGUGUUUGUUUAGUCUCCAGGGGCUACGGUUUUUGAAUUGGUAUGAAUCUGCGAGGACUAACGAAACUGGAUUAUGAUCGGAUAUUGUGGAUGUUUCUAUGUCGCAUGCCCUGACCUGUUUUAAGUGAGCGUUGCAUAUUAGGAACCCGUCCAGGCGGGAGUACGUAUUGUGAAUUUGGGAGUAGUGGGUCUAUUCCUUGUUGGGUUGUAGGGUUCUCCAGAUAUCAUAGAGGCCAUAUGAUGAGAAUAGUUUGUUCAUGGAAUUGCAAUACUUGUGUAGGGUUUUUUUUACGUUUCGUGGAGUGUCGGGCUGCAGAGUCUGCGUUAGGGUCCAGUAUGUGAUUGAAGUCACCGCAGAUGACUGAUGCCUGUUUGGAGCUUUUCUACUUUGUCUAGGAGGGAGGCCAAAUAGGACUUCUGAUUGUCGUUCGGCGAAUAAGAGUUCACUAUUGUGUAUGUGGAAUUGUUCGAAGUGCAUAUUAGGAUGAUAAAUCCUAAUAUGUGGGUCGAAUUGGAUUGAGAUUAGGUCAAAGGCUAGAGUGUGGCUCAGUAGAAUCGACACUCCUCUACUUUUGGUCGGGGAGGUAGCGUGAAACUGGUGUGGGAAGUUCUUGAGUCCCAGAAUGGGUUUAGAGUUUUGCUUUAAAUGUGUCUCCUGUAAACAGACGAUAUCCGCUUGUGUGCUAUUGAGCUCUUUAAGAAGGGUGUGUCAUUUGUUGGGCGAGUUCAACUCGCGAACAUUGUGGGUAAUUAUCUUAAUUUUCUGUGGGUAGUGUACAUAGCGUGUGUGUCGUGAUAUAUUGUGUGGUAGGGCGGUCUUGUCGUAUUGGUGGGGAGGAGGCGGUUACAGUCCUUGUGGUGUGAUGGGCCUGCCGGAGUGUCUGGUCUGGUUGUUUGUGUAGUACAGUCAGUGGAUUAGUCGUGUUUUGGUACCUAGUGGUGUGGACCAGGUGUACAAUGCAAAAUUCAGAGCAAAAUAAAACAGAAUAAUACAAUUAAACAAUCAAUAAUUAAAGAAAGUAUUCUAUAAUGGUGACUUUCAGAGGAAUGUGCCUUGACUAUGGCACUUCCUGAGUGGGGGUAAUGAGAACUGGUCGGGUCAAUUGGAGGCCCCCUUGGGGAUUGGUUUCUCUCCGACCUUACUUUAUUUAAGAUUUAGUGGUUGGAUCAACUAACGCCUUUAUGGGCAGUAAAAUGUCUUUAGUUUAGCGGUAGAGGCCACGGCCAUAGUGGUCGUUACCCGGUAGGCUAUGCUCAACGUGGUUAGUUAAGGGUUUGUGAUAGGGGCCCUGUGAGGGGUCUCACAUAUUGUCCCAUCCCUCCUUAAGAGGGUGAGUCUCAGGGGCUAAAGAUAUGGUUAUUAGUAUACGGAUUAUCUGUGUGUUCACAUCAGUUUAACACAUUUUAUAACAGGUGUGUAUUAAAUAGAACUGGGUUAAAACUUGCUGUAACUUGCCGAUCGUCUUCAGUCUUCUCUCGGGGAUGUACGUCUUGUUUUCUGAGGGCGCCAUUCUUCAGGCAGGGAUUUGCUGGGGUUCUGGAAGGUUGGCUGCAGAUUCCGAGACUUACCCCAUUGCCACAGGAGGUCCAAUACCACAGCUGGUAUGGUUGCUGUCAUGAGCUUACCCCUUUUUGUGAUAAGGAGUUUGGCCGGGUAGCCCCAGCGGUACGGGAUACUAUGGUGUCUCAGUGCGUCCGCUAUGCCCUUGAAGGAUCUUCUUCGGCGUAAUGUCUUUGCGGAUAAGUCCAUAAACAUUAGAAUGCCUUUGAACUGGGCAGGUAAGUCCUUUUUGGUUCUAUGUGCCCAUAGGAUUUGGUCUUUGAUGUGGUAGUAAUGAAGUCUCAGAAGGACAUCCCUCAGAGUAGUGGACGGUAGAUGCUGCGGUCUGGGAAGCCUGGAUGCGAUCCAGGAGGAACAUGUCUGCUGGGAUAUCAGGCAGUAUAGCCUGAAACAGCUCCACAGAAUAGGACGUUAAAUCUUGUGCCCCUACAUCUUCUGGUACUCCUCUCAGGCAUAUAUUGUUGCGACAUGAUCUGUCUUCUGUAUCAGUGAUUUUAGUCUCAUGGAUGUAAAGUUGUUCUUCAAUUUUGCUGAGGCGUACUUCUGUCGCAUUAUGUGCCGUAGUGAGGUUUUCCAUAUUGUCCUCGAGGUGGGAGGCAUGUGCAUCCAGGUCAGGAAGGUCUUAUGUCAUUAAUAGCCUCUGUAACGGUGGUUUGCAUUUUGGCAACCGCUGCAUCCAGCAUGAUUUGCAGGAGACUUUGUGUUAAAGGGACAUCCUCUUGCUUAUCCGCUGUGCAUACACAGUCUGCAUCAUAAUCUGGGUCGGCGCCAUCUUGGGCCUGGUGGUCGGCGGGUUUGUGCUGUGACGUUCUGGCCGCAAAGAAGGCUGAUUUAUCUUUUGCCUCUGCGGUUUUCUUUGCGCUGUGUUGGGACAUCGCUCCUGAUGUUGGGGUCGGAGAUUACACCGAGAAUGCCUGUUUUAGCCGCGUUAUGGAGCCCGUAAAAGCGGAGCACGUUUAGUGUGCUUCCAUCUCGCUCGACGUCCGGUCACGCCCGUUGCAGUUAUGUUUUAAGUAUCUGUGUGUGUGUGGUUUUUUUUUUAAUCUGUCCAACCUUAGCUAGCGUAGCAUCAAUUGUGAAUAUUAACCAGCAGAGAGUGUGAUGGGUGUAAAGACUAAUCUUGUAUCAGAAAUAUCAGUGGGAAAUAGCCUCUCUUGUCGCUGGCUAUAGGCAGACAUGUAGAGUUCCAAAUCAGUCUCUAACCCAUUUAAAAAAAAAAAAUUAAUUCAUGUUUAAUAAGCACCUUGAUAUUUUUUUUUUUUUAAAGAGAGAUCACUGGUCCCUGAUGUCAACAGUUUGAAAGAAUAUAUCUUAGAUUUUAAUAUAUAUAUAUAUAUAUAUAUAUAUCGGCGUAUAACAUGCACCUCAUUUUAAGAAAAAUUUCAGGAAAAAAAAAACUUACCCCCUUUUCUUACCCCCUUUCUUACUCCCCUCUCCCCCCUCUUCUUACCCCCCUUUCUUACCCUCCUCCCCCUCUAUUUACCCCCUUCUUACCCCCCUCCCCUGUAGCGUGGCCGAGCUGCUCUGCUGUCUGCGGUGCCCGGCCGGAGUGAUAGGAAGGUGCACGCUGAGUGUGCACCUUCCUGUCAGUCCGACCGGGUACAGGAAACAGAAACUCCUGUUCCGCGCGGACAGCAGAGCAGCUCGGCCACGUUACAGGGGAGGUGUGAACCAACUGCAGCCGCCUGAGCGCUCUUCACAGAGCGCUCAGGCGGCUGCAGUAUUUAAAGGGCCGGUGUAUAACACGCACCCAUAAUUUUCCCCCUAUUUUCAGGGAGAAAAAGUGCGUGUUAUACGCCGAUAAAUACGGUGUGUGUGUGUGUGUGUGUGUGUGUGUGUGUGUGUAUAUAUCUAUAUCUAUAUCUAUAAUUUUUUUUUUUUUUUUCUUCUUUAACACAGGGAAAUCGUGAUGAGAGUCAAAAUGUUAACCUCCAGCAAGCUGAACAAGAUGCCCAGCGCCUCUACCAGGCUGGAGAAGGAAAGCUUGGCACAGAUGAGUCCUCCUUCAAUUUGGUGUUGGCAAGCCGGAGCUUUCCCCAACUGAAAGCCGUAGCUGAGGCAUAUGCAAGGGUGAGUGUUUGAUAUAUGGAAUAAAUCAUAUGUCAAAUGUUAUUUGUUUUUACUGCAUCUCUUUAAUAAGUUGUAACCAUCCUUCCCCUUCAGAACUUCUCAUACUUAUGUUCUGUAGGCUAUCUUUUAGCUAUAAAACUUCAGACGUCUGCCCAGAUUGUGAUAGUCUUUCUAACAUAUUUUUAUUUAAACAUUUUUAUUUUAUGUAAACAUUGGUGCACUAUCCAAACCACCCAUAGCAAUAAUGUAACAUGUAAUGCAUUAAUUUCAAACUAAUUAAGCAAAUUUGUCUCAAAUCACAAUUCAAAGUAAUUUUAAAAUAAAACAAACAAAAUGCAGAUGAAUGGUGUUUGUUAUUCCAGAAUGCUGGAACGUGUAAACUUUCAUUAUGAAAGCGAACCCUUUUAGAUGUGGGAGUAGAACAUCCGGCACAUUCUAGUGAUAACAUUACAAGAAAGGCAUUUGUAUUUCUGACCCUAAAAUGUCACUUGAUCUGAUUUGGUUAAUUGUGAUGUAAAGACUAUUGGCAUCAAUGGUGUCUAUUUUCUAUAUUUCCAUAACUUCUGUAAUGUUUUCCAGAUUUCCAAGCGAGACUUGCUCAGUACCAUUGGCAGAGAAUUCUCUGGUUAUAUAGAAGAUGGUCUAAAAGCAAUUUGUAAGUAUCUUCUAUUGACUACAUGGGCAUUUUACAUUCUACUAGAAUAUCAGUGUUGUUGGAAACCAGUAUGCGUAUUGGAAGCGGAGAAUCCCUGUAUAUGAUCAAAUAUGCAUUGUAGUUAAAAUGCAUGAGGGUAAACAUAAGGUUUGCAUAAGUCAAGGAUGUAUUUUCGUUAUCUGCAUUUCAGGAACUAAAACAUAAUUGUGUUCAGUAAAAGCACUUGAUAAAUUAACAAUUUACUAAUGCAAACCUUAUAUAUUCCCUCUGAAUUUGAUUUAUCCGAUCCACUUACAUAGUACUAUAGACUGAAAGACUUGUCCAUAAAGUUCAGCCUUUCUCUAAUAUAAUUUAAAAGAAUUUUCCUAUUUUGACUCGAAGAAUCUUAUAAAAUGACUUGGGCAGAGCAAAUAGGUGUAAUCUUCAAGUCUUCUAGCCUUUCCUUAUAACUAAAAUAUAAUAUUUCCCUUAUUAAUGUUUUGUAUCCUGCUUGGCACUUACUAGUUUCAGAACAUCUGUGCCCAAAAUCGCACUGCAUUUUAAGGUGGCGUGAACUUGCUAUUGGUGUUAUAAAAAAGGCAAAAUUAUCUUGCGAAUUAGUACUUCCCAGUGCUCCUCCUUUUCUCUAACUCCGUAUUGUUUACAGUGGUUCUAAACCAGUCCUCACUGCCCAUCAAGAGUCCAGGAUUUAUGCAUUUGCGUUUUCAAUUCAAAUGGAGAUACUGACAAAACAUGGAUUGUUGGUGGGCCAUUGGUUUAACAACCAAUGGUUUAGGGGAGUGGUUCCCAACCCAGUCCUCAAGUACCCCCUACCGGUCCAGGAUUUCGAGAUUACCCAGUUGUCUAAGGUGUUUUUAGAAAGAAAGAAAAAAACACUUUAGACACAGCAGGGUAAUUCCUAAAUCCUGGACCAGUAGGGUGUACUUGAGGACUAGGUUAGGAACCCCUGGUUUAGGGUAUGUGUUGCUUGUUAAUUUUCAACCCCAAAUGCAGAAUUUUCCACUUAUUUACAUUAAAUCUCAUUUGUCACUUUGGUCCCAUAAUUUGCCAAAAUUAUCAAUGAAGUAUCAAUCAAUGAAGUAGUAUCCUGCCCACACUACAGAGAACACAAAAUUCGGCAGGUUAAUACACAAACACUGACACGUGACCUUUACAAAGUCAAUAACAAACAAGUUCUGGAUCAGUGAAAGUCGGUUCUCUUCUUGCACUUGCAAUUUUGUAGAUUUCAUUUUAUCCAAACUCUUAAUAAACAUCCUACAUUAUGAUCAAAUUACUACAUAAAUGAAUAAAUGUCGGGGGCGGAGCGGAGCAGACACCAUACUGCUGUGCUCCUGCAACACUGCACAGAAUCCGACAAAUAUCACCUGAAUCCUGCAUCCGUACCAGAUGAAAAGCUGCCAAACUGCUACUGGACAUCUCAACUUCCUGAUCAAUGCCAUUUUUAUUCAACGUGGGCACAAAAUGGCGCGCCACAAGGUAGGGGCCUACCUCACCCCCUACUUCUUGGGAUCCCAUAUAGCUCCCACGGAGACCAGGGGGAACCCCACUCAGCCUGAGACCUCGCAAAGGUGCCCACAAGACCCCACACAAAUGGGAUUCAGGUCACAGAAACCCACAGUGCCAGCACCUGCCAACAAAAGAGACAUUGGCACUGUGCUGCAGCAACAGGCGUCAGCCAAUAUGGCCGCCGGGGUUGUUCAUUAGGUCUGUCACAAGCCCCCAAAGGCCAGAAGCCCGAUUUCAACAGCUGGCAUCACAACCACCAGGGGCCGUCCUAGCACCUGCAGGGACCAUUGAGGUGUCAAACCUGGCAACCAAAGAGGACAUUCAAGCCCUAUAUCAAAAUUAUACAAAAACUAUUUUUGCUCUAGACAUAGCAGGUCAAAACAGAAAUUUAAGCGGUCACCAACAGGGUCAAGGCCACCGAAGAAGACUUCAUGGAUCUGCAGACAGGCCUAGCCUCUGUACAGGAAUCCAUUCAAACCUCCACCAAUCCCAAACCUCUAAAACCGCCCAAAUGGCACUCUUAGAAGACAAAAGCAGGUGCUGCAACAUUAAGAUUCGGUGCGUCCCUGACACGAUCCCUGCAGAGGAAUUACCCCAUUACCUAGUGUCCACUCUCCUUCCUCCAACCCAAGCCAAUAGGAUCUUAUUUGAUGGAGUAUACUGCAUUAAUAAGUCUCCACAAACACCAGCCAGAGCGACACGAGACAUUAUAGCACGAUUCUCAUGUCUUCAGGAACGCCCUACAAUGGCGCAUACCGCUGGGCAACACUGCGGUUCCUCUUGGUCACACAUUAUGGAACUGUACUGAGGAUCAAAUCCUCUCAAGAGGCACCAGCCUUCCUUAGCGCUCUAGGUCUUGCCCCACCACCGCCGGAUAACUUGACUGUCUCUCAACCCAGCUUGGGAUCCUAAUACUGUCGUGCCUUUUAUACCAGACAGGAGCCGGGACUCUGGAACGGGCACCUAAACGCAAGAACACUUGCCAGCAGACCCCCUACCUGUUGCAGAUGUUUACGGUCUCUUUAUGUUCUAUUUUAUGUUUGAGUAUGUGCAGUUAAGCUCUGUUACACACUUGUAACAUAGAUUACACCAUAUACAGGAGAUGGCUCCGCAGAUGGAUUUGGUCCCAUGAAGGACCAGUGGCAUGGCUUCACACCUAUCUCUACCCGCCUAACCUCAACAUUACUUACCCCGCCCACCCCCGCAGCCCCCAUGGUUAGGGAUACUACUUCACCUGAGCCCAUACUGAAUAGACCCCAGUUACAAAAACUGACCUUCACCUCACAAGUUGCUCUCAGUCCACUCACCUCAUAAGACACUCACUGACAUAGGAACACUCACGUUUGCUCUGUGCUCAAACAUACAGAGGGCAUUGGAGCAUUACACCCUACGGGGUCACACAGAUUUUGGGAGAAAAUCCCUAUAUCACUGUAUUGUCCAACACCAAAUGACUAACGUCUAAGCCUUGACUACUAAUGGAAACUCACACAGCAGGCACACCCGAAAGACGUAACUAUUCAUGCACUGAAAGACCUAGAUUACGAUUUUGUUACUUUACUGUUGUUUCUCGCUCUUUGAGCGAUAUCACUUGUGCCAUCGUCCGCAAUGUAAGCCUAGCUUUCACACCUUCGCCUAAAACAGGGUGCUCAGGGUGAAAUGUUUCGUUGUUACUGAACUCUAGUUUGUCUUAGACCUAUACUCAAGCAAUAUCAAUGGCUUUUGCAUAACCUCUUUCACUAUCACCCCUAUGCAUGGUAUAUAUUUCUCAUUGUUCUUGUUCCUGUUAUUUAAAAAAAAAAAAAAAAAAAAAAAGUGCUGUAUCUCUGAGAUUUUCCAACAAUCUUGCUUUUAACCUCAGUAUUUUUUCAUGUAGCCUGUUAACUAACCUAGGCACUGCAAAAAUAAAGCAUUAUAAAUGUCCGCUAAAUGUUUUUAAUUUUUUAUUGUCUUACAGUGCAGUGUGCCAUCAACCGUCCAGCUUUCUUUGCUGAAAGACUUUACCGUUCUAUGAAGGGAGCGGGAACAGACGAUUCUGCAUUAAUCAGAAUUAUUGUAACCCGCAGUGAGGUAAGAGAGCUUUGGUCCUCUUUCCCUCCCACCCCCUCCCAAUAAAGCUUCCAACAAUCUUUAUUCAGUGUUUCCAAAUUGUCUGCUCCUUAUUAAAGAAACCAAACAAAUCCUGAAGUAUGAUUUAUUUUUUUAAGAGUGUGGAAGCUUUCAUUUAUGUGUAAAAAAUAGUACACUGGAAUCUUGCAGACACAUUGGUGUUUAUUUUUACUGGUUGAGGCUUUAUCAAAGAGGCCACUUCUGCAUUUGUAAAGAUUUUAUUUAUAUGAAAAGCUGCCAGUUUUUAUAUGAAGCUUUAGUGACCUAGAAAAAGGAAGUGUGCGCUUUUAGAAGGGGGAAAAAAGCAAAAACAUACAGCACAGUCCUCCUUUUAUAAUUUUUUUUGUAUUUUUUGUUUUUAUUGUAUUUUUAUUUAUGGUUCUUGCUGUACCUUGUGUAUAAAGUCCUUUCUUUCUGGACUAUUCACUAGAUAUUGAACAGUGAUGUAUCCAUUACUUCCAGAAACUUAUUGAAGUUAAUCUAAAAGGCCUUGGUUGGGAUAGAGAUGUCAGUGCCAGUCAGCAAAGGUCUUCACAUAGAUAUUGAGAAACCAUUUCUGUAUAGGCAUUGCUUUGCAUUGGCUUGUCAUUCUUUAAUUAAAAGCCAUUCCCAAACUGCCCUUUAUGGAUGGAAGAACAGAAUUGUUGUGACUAUUUGUGUUAAGGUGUCCCUCCGUUAGAAGUUAGGGGCCUCCGAACAGAAACUGUAAAAGCAACAAACUAUUAUUACUUCUACUCAAAAUUUGCAGGUGGUACUUGACGGGCACCUAUUAAAUCCAGCAUCCUUAUUGGUGUACCCGAUGAAUUGAUUCCUCACUCGAGAGGGUGCACUUUCACUAAUGUCAAGUCGUUGGAGACUUUUAUAUCUCUCUGGCUUUCAGCGUUAUGUUGGCUCACAUUAUGGAGGAAACGUGUUACAUUAAGCUCCCAACAAAUUAGUUUUUGGUGUGAUGUUCACUUUGGGGACCGUAUUCAGUGCUUAGUGAGAACUCCAUCCAAAUAAAAAAAAUAUAUGUUACUCUCUCUUUAAAAACGAUUACAUCAUGGUCAUGCCAAACACUGGCUUACCAUUUGUCUAAUCUUGCUGUUCCUAAACAUGUGUCAAUUCAGCAUUCAGUAACUGUAUCUCCAGUUAGAUUUCUAACAGGGCAGAAAUGUGAUUAACCCCUUAAGGACCAAACUUCUGGAAUAAAAGGGAAUCAUGACAUGUCUCACACGUCAUGUGUCCUUAAGGGGUUAAAAAGAUGGCAUCCUUGAUUGUCCUGUUAAAUGCCACAGAUAUUAAAUGUGUUAUUUUAAAAUAACCUAUUGGCAAUAGGUAACUUUUAGUGCACCACUAAUGCUUCAUUUUCCUUUUUGUUUUCUCCCCAGAUUGACCUUGUGCAGAUUAAACAAGCCUUCACACAAAUGUACCAAAAAACACUUGCCACGAUGGUUUCAAGUGAUACCACCGGCGACUACAAACGUCUGUUGUUAGCCAUUUGUGGCCAGUAA
This is a messenger RNA of Pelobates cultripes (western spadefoot toad), 46742 nucleotides long. The record is from the annotation of a GenBank genome assembly. NCBI's taxonomy places the organism in Eukaryota, Metazoa, Chordata, Amphibia, Anura, Pelobatidae.